GCUUGCUCUCCGUUUAACCUCCGAACAGCGGCUGGAGGCGACUCAACACGGCCGCUCUCAAAUCUCUCUUUUCUUUCUCUCUCUUUUCUUUCUCUCCUCGCCCCCUUGCUCCCUCCUCUUCCUCCUCCACCUCCCUCCCUCCGUCUCCCCCCCGUCCUCCCUCCCUCCCUCCUCUUCCUCCUACCUGAUUCAGAUCCGCUCCGACGCUAUGCGUAUGACCGCGUCUCUCCCUGCAAGGCGAGCACCACCGGAGAGACCCGCGCGUUGCCGCCGCCGCUGCUGCCGCCGCUCCUGCUGCUGCUGACCGCCGGCCCCGCGAGCACCAGAACGCCGGCUGACGAGCGACCGAAGCCGGGCAACAGGAGCGGGAGACACCGCCGCUGAUUGAAGCUCCGCGGGGGGAGAAGGAGGAAGACAUUACCGGGCGAAGGUAUUUAAUAUUCAUAUUUUAUCGACACAUGAGAGCGGAGAGGUGUUUAUUUGUGCAGAAGAGGAGUAGUAGGUGGGAUUUUCUCAUGAAUAUAAUCGCUUUUGUGACUAAAACUGAACAUUGAUAUUUAUGUUUGUCCAUCGAGAGAGCUCCCACGUUAGACAUGGACGACAGCCUGUUGUGCAUCCGGCUUUAUUUAUUAUUUUAUUCUAAAUUUGAGACCCUGAGAGCCGCAUUAACACAAUCUGAGACAUUCUGCACCUGGAUACACAUGCAAACUGAGUCUGAUUUGUUGGAUUUACAGUUGAAGUUUGGGCUUCAGGUGAGAUGCAGACUGGAUUUUUGAAGGUGUCCACAUCGUAAUCAAGGAAAUGCACACACACAUACACACACACUCAGACACACACACACACACACACACCCGUGAGCGCCCACCAGCCUGCACACACACACUCCUCACAUACAGACACUUUUACUGCAUAAGCUCAAAGACAAAGUGAUAUCUGAUAGUGGACUGUGCAGGAGCGAUAAUGACAUGCAUGCUCAUGCACUCAUAAUCUGCUGUCAUUGCAUGUAUUAUGGUUGGUGGUCCGUCUGUAAUGAGCCAUAUGAUCCCCUCUUUUGUUGUCAUCAUUAUCGCCAUCCUCUCUCUUCAUUCAGCCUCCCUGUCUUCUAUUCAUCUUCAGCACCAUCACCAUUGUUUCCUGCCCCUAUCACAACAAAAGUAUAGUGCUUCCUCACAAACGCAGGAGGGAGAAAAGAGGAACUGAAAAAAGAGAAGUCGCUGCCUCUAACUGAAAGAGUACAAAUGAAGAGGAAGAGGCGAAAUUAAUGUGAGAGGAGAAGGGGAGGCAUUUUGCACCCUAACUUUAAGCGAGAGCGGCCAGAGAAAGAAAAUAAAACUCCUGUGAGCUUUCUCUCCUCGUCAAUAAUUCAUCCCUCCAUCUUUUCCAGACUCCUGGAUAGAGAGAUCGGCGAGAGUGUGGCGUCCCAGAGCCGGCUGUCCCAUCCGUCAUCCUCUCAGCAGAGCGUCCACCUCCUUUAACUCCGCUCCCUUCUCGUGCUCCUCGUCCUCUUUUCUCCAGAAGUUCUCCUUUUUUUUUUUCUAACUGCGCCUCCUUCGAGACGACCGCGAGCUCGUCAUGGCGUCCAAGCUGAACCCAAACGUCCUGUACGUGGCGGAGCACGGCGAAUCACUGGGGUCACCCCAGGGUGACUCAGAAAGGACUCAUAUUGUGAGUACGGUUAUUUAUCACUCAGUCAGGCUUUAUUUAUGAGGCGUGCACGUGUUUAAAACUGAGUCCUAUUUUCUGUUAGAAAUUCAACAAACUCACUUUAAAGGUUCGGGUUUCUGUGGUUGACUUAUAUGUUGCCUGAUUUCCUCCACGCUACACAACUCAGACUGACCCAGAAAGUCACUUUACGCUUGAUGAAAGCAACAUUUAAAAAAAAAUUAACAUUAAGCCUUAAAAUAUGGUAGAAAAUUAGUUUUCAGCUUCUUAUAACUGCUUUAAUUCUGACUCUAACACCUUAAAUGGGCGUUUUGCAAGAGUAAAUAAACAAAAUGUGUCUUUUUAUUGCUCAUAUUUUGUAAUUUCGGCUCAAGAUUAAAGAUUUUAAGUCUAUUUUAACUUAUUUUAACUUGUACAACAGGACGUUUUUAACAUAAAUAUUUUAAGUGAGACUAAUUUUAGCUGAAAAACGGCAAAAAAAAAAUAUUUCAAAGACAAACCCGAUGAUUAAAGCCAAUCAGGUAGACAAAGUUUAUGUAGAAAUAUGAAUUGAGCUCAAGAAAAAAAUCAGGUAUCUUUUUAUUCUUAAGAGUCUUUAAAGAGCAAACUCAACGUUGAAAAUUCGGACACUGAGAGUUCACAGUAUCAGGACAAAAGUGAGACGUUCACGCAGGAAGUCGAAUUUAUUUCUAUACACCAACAUGAGCAGGUCAACAUGUUUCAUGAAGACCAGGUUAGAAACUCAGAGGUCCUGAUUUCAGGCAGAGAAAGAGAUCAAAUCCACAGGCGAGGAAAAAUGGAUGAAACAUUCUCAAUUAAAAGUGGAAGAAUCUAAAUCAUAGUUAACUGUAUUUUACGUGAUAUAAUGUGAUGAAUUUUACUGCUUUACUGACGUGGAUCUUGAGCUCAAGUGCAGCACAACUUAGGGAACCUCUACACAAGACUAACUAAAGGCACUUAAGUAAUAUAUUAAAAUUUAAACCGUUUAUAAUCAGACAGCAGGUCAAGAUGAUUAGAUACGAUAGAUUUUUACACCUAUUUUAUUUCAUUUUUUUUACAGAAAUUUGAUUAAACACCAAACAAAAUCUCAUUUCUGUGUUUUUGUGUGAAUUUUAAUAAAUUUAACAAGUUCACCACUUCCUACUUCUCUGGAUCGAAGCACAUAGCUUUAAUGUACAGGCUCAUUUCUAACUGCAGUUAUUUUAUAUCAUUAAACUUAUUUUAUAUGUGACAAAGUUGUUUUUUUUAAGCCAAAGGUGCUCAGUUUUGUCCAUCAUUUGCCUAUUUUGCUUACCUGUUCAAUCCAUAAGGACCAAGUUCAACUUUAUUUAAGUUAUUUUAAGUCUAUUUUAACUGAGUGUCUUCUUUCAAACAAGCUUCCAGCAUGUUAAUCUAGUUGAUCAAGCUCCCUGAUGUAUUUCUUGCCUUAUAAUGAAGAAAAUUAUGUACAUGAAGUGGCGCUUUAAAGGGUUAAAAAUGUUAUUUAUUUGUAUUUUAUGAUCAUUACCUGACAGAAGUUGUUUUCCUCCAGGCUGGAGAGGCAGGAGAAGAGUCGUCAGACAGCGACGGGGAACAAGAAGAGACGUCACAUAAGUUGAUCCGCAAAGUGUCGACCUCGGGACAGAUACGAGCCAAGGUAGGAAAACAGAGACUCACUAAACUUCUGUGUGUGUGAGAGAGAGAGUUUUAUUCAUGGAACAGGCCUCCUUAAGCUCCUCAAAUAUCAAUAUUCAACCUGAGUAGUGUCAGAGAACUGUUGUAAAUCUAUCAAGGGGAUUUCAAUUUACAACUUUUUAUUUUACCGUCUUGCAUUAUAGAUUUCGGCUUUCCAAAUUUGUGCUGCUGCUUUGCGUGCGUCUAUUUGGUACAUACUGAAACAGGACUUCCUCAAGGUAAAGAGCCACAUUAGCAAACCGGGGGAGGAAUCAAAUAUUAAAGCUCAUGGAAGUGCUCUUAAGUUCGUCGGAGAAAGUCGCAGGAAAGUCAGGGGGAACUUUUCAUUCACGCUGAGAAACCUGAUUAAACAUUUGAGCAGCUGAUUUAUUUAAGACGUAGUAUAAACAUUUAAACGUGUCGGCCCAGAGUGGAUGUUUGGUUUGAAGGCAGCUGAAGGGCACUUUUUGGAGGAUCUCACUCUGAACUCUCUGUCCAUUGAAGGAUUUUCUCCCUUUAUCAGAGUCUUAAUGCCUCCCCUGUAGCUUCAUCAACACUUCUAACUGGUCAGUUGGUCGACCUCGCUACAGUUUCAGACAACGGAAAUUACAAGAUACAAAAAAUCUUGUUGGAUUUAGACUGUAAGGAAAGACAAUGAUAUCAAAAUGGGCCUGUUUCAGACACGUCAAAAAAAAUCCUUGUAGGAGCUUUAAAUUGCAGAUCUAGCGCACUAUCCUACUUGUUGCAACAAAAGUUAUCCGAGCACUUACUCUGCCAUGCAUUGCCCUCAGUGUGGAUUAAAAAGCUGCCAAAUCACAAGACGCCGUCUGUUUGGUGUAGAUCAGUGAUGGGCGAGGAUGUUUAAUGAUUAAGUUUUAGCUACCUGUUGCAUACUUUGUCCACAGGGGGUGCCAGAAUCGCAUUAAAAUAGAUGUCCUCUGACAUGUGGAUUAAAAGGCUGCCAAAUCACGAGACGCCGUCUGUUUGGUGCAGACCAGUGAUGGCGGGGAUGUUUGAUGAUUAACUUUUAGCUACCUGUUAAAUACUUUGUCCACAGGGCGCGCCAGAAUCGCAUUAAAAAAGAUGUACUCUGAUGUGCAUUACCCUACAUGUGGAUUAAAUAGCUGCCAAAUCACGAGACGCUAUGUGUUUGGUGUAGACCAGUACAAGCGGGGAUGUUUAAUGAUAAAGUUUUAGCUACCUGUUACACACUUUGUCCACAGGGGGCGCCAGAAUCCCCCCUACAUAGAUGUCCCUACCGUUGUAAAAUCAACAGCUGUUUGUCGAAUUAUUUUAUAGGGAAAUAAACCCUUUCUUUUUAUUCACAACCCUAUUAUCUUGGUCACAUAUAUAGUUGGUUGUAAAAUUUAAAACACGGCCUAAAUAGUUCAACUUUUAUUAAAACUGAUGUGAAUUUUGACCUACCUUAGUUUUCCUCGCCCUCUGCUGGGAUCAGACUAAUCCUGAUUUCUUGAAUCGAAGUCGUCUCGCUCUGACUAAUGUCAUUGGAGCAGCUCUGACAGGAUGUUUUAUCUAGAUAAGAGGCAGGAUUGGAUUACCUGAUCUAAUCUGAUUGUUAUACUUUUAUUCCCUUCCUCUCUCUUACUCUCGCUGCAGAGACAUUCGAGUCUCUUAAAGCUGCUCGUUGGCACCUGGCCUGUAUUUUACUGUAAGAUAUUGAUGCUUUGAUAUUAGCCGCUUACCGGCAGAUCCACUCACACACAUAAUUCUGCCUCAUUAGUUAUUGAUGAGCUAAUACCCUCGCUGAGAAUUGCGUUAUUUUCAAUAGACUCACAUGACGACUGUACAAAUAACUCUCAUGGACGCGUUGAAACCGUCAGCCAUUACCUGCUUUGACCGUCAACAAUUAAUCACCCGCGGAUCGAUGAGUGAGAACAGGAUACCCGGCAACCUCAGUUGUCAUGGAGAUGACAUCCCAUAAUGACAUGUUUGUUCCUGGAGCACAUAAUGGUAUUGGAUAUCAGUCUAGUAUUGAUCAGGUAAUCUCAUCGGACACCGCUGUAAUGCAGGGUUGAGGUUGAUGUGCAUCCGUAUAAGGGCAUGAGGACACCAUCGAGGGUUGCUAUGGUUUCAAGUAUGAAGUGAAGGAAGAGGAUUAUAGAGGAAAGGCAUGACCACAGACUAAUACGUCCACAUGUGUUGUGCUUUUUUGCGUGUAUGACACUAUUUACAAGGUGUUCCCUGUCAGCUCCGCACCACAGGAAAAACCAGCUGACUUAAACAUCACGUUUGUUUUUAUUGGCUAUUUGUCACACUGGGCUUACUGGGGCAUCGAGUGGUCGUGGAUAGCUGUUGAUCAAGUGGUUAACCGCAGGACACAACCCAGUGCUAAAAGCUAUUGUCACCUGGAGAGGGAUUACAAAGGCAAAGUGCAAAUCAUGACUUAUAUACAAUGCAAAGACAUUAUUUCAGAUGGUGUAUAGACACUACCGGACUGAAUUCACUCCCAAUGUGAGAGCUGAAGGGUCAGUUAGCAGCACAGCAGUCAGUUUUCCCCUUAACAAUGUGAAUUUUGUAAUUGCACCUUAUCAUGUCAGUUACAUUCUGGAUGUGUCUCCAGCCUUCCAAGUUAAAAAAGGCUGGGCACCCCUGACCUAGCUAAACAGGCUAAAUGACGAUUAUGAAAUUACCGUCAAAACACUACCAGCACUAUCAGCUGUUGAAGGUGUGACACAAGUUUGAGUGAAUGCUAAUACUAACUCUGCUGUUUAAGCCGUUAAACUGAUUUUUUAACAAACUCUUGUAGAUCUUAAAACCUCAUAAUAGCGAUUAAAAACCUGCAACUAUAUUCAGACCUGUUUUCUUAUGAUGAUGCUAUCACGUUGCCUAGGGUUGGGUAUCGUUUGAUUUUGAAUGAUUCCGAUUCCUCGUUCCGAUUCUGGUUCCUAACGAUUCUCUAUUCCGAUUCUUUUAAAGGCAGAAUAUUAAAAAACAUGCAUGGUUUAAAUGAGGGUGCUAACCGGGGUUCUUCUUUUUGGAUGAAAUUUCUAAAGUUUGGAACGGUUCCGGAAGAUUUGGAAUAUUAGUCCCGGUUCCCCUCGAUGCUCGAGACUCGAUGCCCAACCUUAACGCUGCCUCCGUCCUACUGGCUCAAACAAGCUCUUUCGUUCGGAAACAGUCAUAUUGCUUCUAAAGAUUGGGAUACAUAUAUUAUUAAAAAAAUUUUAAACAACAAAAACCAGAAAUAAAUAUUAAAAAAACAGCGAAAGUGUUUACUAAACUGACAAAAAUAUGCAAAUCAUGUUAUACGCUGAUGAUACUGUUGUAUGUAAAGAUUACAGUUAAACUGGACUUGAUUUGAGCAGCUAAGGGUCUUUGAGCUUUUGUAGGUUUAUGUGUAUGUGUGUGUGUGUGUAUGUAUGUAUGUAUGUGUGUAUGUGUGUGUGUGUGUGUGUGUUGAUUAGACAGCGUUUACCUUCAGUCAUGUGACAGAUUAAACCCUCUAUCUAUUGUAGGAUUAUUAUUUAGUGUCAACAAUGGCCUGAGCGGAUUACAGGAGUUGUGUAUCUCUUUUUUUAUGGUAUGUGUGUGUGUGUGUGUGUGUGUGUGUGUGUGUGUGUGUCUAAGGUGUGCUGGACUGCAGACCUGCCAAAAUGUCUCCGCACUGGCUUCAAACCCCUUUCAUGCUUCCGCUGCCUCCUCUUGUUUUGUCCCCUGUCUGUUACCGUACUUGUUAGAGCAGCAGUCUGUUCGCACACUUGUUGAGAAGGCGUUAAUUCUUAUCAGCAGUGACAUGACAUCCCGACACUAUUACAUUAAUUCACUUCCUCACCCACGAGUCCCUAAAUAAUUAUACAGAUGCGGUGAUAGCUCUCUGAAGACUGGAGACAUUCAGGUUUGCUGUAAUUGAAUAUCUUUGGGUUCUGAAUGGAGGUUUUUGAUACUCGAGCCUCGUGUUUUCAGACUGAAUAUUUAUUGAAUAUUAAUUUACGAUGGAGUUCUUCAUCAUGGAGCUUCAAUUUUCAUGCGAUGUCAUGUAAAAUCUGUAGGGAACAAAACUGAAAUCACUCGAAAUUCACAACCCUUCUCCGCCAGGCUUAUCUGACAUGCAAAUACUCACAUGGUCAAUGAUCUAUGGCUGCUGUUUUACAGCCGUGACCUCAAUCAAACCGAGCUUGACUCGGAGACUUUUUAUUGGCUGACUCAGCAGCUAAACUGAUUGGAGCGUAUUUGCAGAUAAUGGUUUAAAGAGUUAAUUAUUAGUGCUGGUAGAUGUGAUAAUUUUUCUACAUAUAAGGUAAUGCAACAACAUGCAUCAACAUGUCAGCUGUGUGGAAGUAUUUUAAGAGUAACCGGUGAAAUAUUUUACAUGAGAAAAGGAGUGUUUAUAUAUCGUCAUCGGUGCAACUUGAGGUGCAAUACUGUUUUGUUUGGUUUUGCAACAUCAUAAAUGAACCUAAAUGUAUUUUAAAAAGUUAUUAAAGGUGGGUAGGCAGGAUUCCGUUAAAGAAGCAUCUUUUUUUGUGAUGUAUCUACAAAAAGCUUUUAAUACCAGUCAAUAAUUAUUAGUUAUUGAUGACAUUUAGUAAUAUGACGAUAUCACUGUGUUUUGUUAUGUCUGUGUCGUCAAUAUUUUAACAUUUAUGAGUGGUCCGCUCUUUCUGACCGUAAACAAAGCCGUUCUCCACCUCCUCUAACCUGAUUGGUUGUGAGGCAGACGCUGCUCCCCCGUGUCGUUCACGAGCCCAAACAAAGUUAGCGUGCUACAAUAUCAGACAGUAGAAACCAACCAGAAAGUUCGGAAAAUUGUCUGAAUCCUCCUUUGGCCACGACUGCCGACACGAGCAAGAAAACAAAGUAAAUACCGGAGACUCUGGAGGAAGAACAGGCGCUAAAAAUGGAGGUAGACCGGACAAGAGCUAAAAAGUCGGGUCAACAUAAAAUGAUGGGGGCACUUCGGGAUCUUACAGACCUGUCUGUAACAGAAGUGUUUCUUGUCAAACGGACCUGCUGUAGCGUGUCGUAGCGCCACUAAACUGUCUCCCUCGGGUCCUGGACUAUGUCACUUUAUCCUAGUUGUAGAAGUCCUGCAAACAUUGUGUUUGCUGAUAGUCUGUUGGCGGAAACAAGAUGGCUACAUCUACAAAAGUUAUUUUAGCUCUUGCCUUGUCCUUGUUAUAUCCGGACAAGGCAAGCGCUAAAAUAACUUUCGUAGAUGUAGCCAUCUUGUUUCCACCUCCGAUUUUGCUUUUUUCCGACUUGGUAAUCGAAACGCUGGUAACUCGGGUGUGACGUCAUUUCCAGCUCCAACAUCUGACUUCCGAGGAAACUUGAACGCAGCAUUAGAUCCGUAGAGACAUCUGAAGUCGUUACGGUUUGAGUCAAACUUCCUCUUUGGUGUACCUCAGCUUUGCAUACUGAAACUGCUAAAAGGAAGCAACAAUUAGCAUAUCUCGAACAUUUUGGCUCGAGAUUAGUAGGAAUGAAGUCACGAUUCUGAGUGAUGUUGCAGUUUUGCAUCAGGCAAACCUGCUCAUCUGAUUAUCUCUAAAUGUCAAACCUUUAGCAUCACGUUGACAGAUGCUAAGUAUUAGCUCUAAAACCAAUAAAGGGAAAACUGGCCCGGUAAUACGGCUAUUUUCAGGAUCUGACGCAUCACCGCAUCGAUUACCUCCUGUGCUGUGAAUUAUGCGGCGCUUUACAACAAAAGCAUCAUGUAUCUGGAUGUAAAGUAAGUUAUCGAUCGGGGUUAUAUGUGGAGCUGUGGCGAGUUCUCUGGAUUGAUGGAGAUGGGUGGUCCUUGGCACAGAGACACAUGCUUUUAUCUUUAUGAGGACCUCCCGUUCACUAAAUUUAGACCCUCGGCUUAAGUGGACGGUCAAAUGGGAUGAGCUCAAGCUGUUAUAAAAUCAGACUGAAGUAAAACAUAGUGCUGGAUUUAUUCGUGAAGUUUGUUGGGAACACUUUAAAUGUCACUGACAUUAUCGUGACGAUGACUUGUGGCGGACGCUGUCGCUUUUAUUCGGAUGUUUUAAAAGAAAGACGUAAAUCUUUUCUUGGAGUGGAUUAAAUCGUCCCUUUCUCGCCCUUGACCUGUGACCUCCGCUGAUUUCCUCACUUUCUUUUUCACUCCUUCUUCUCUCUCUCUACCUCCAGGCUUUGUUAUGUAAGCGUUCACACUCUUUCUUCUCCCUCUGUUUUCCCAUCAUCCUCUUUUCCUCCUCCUCCACCACCUCCUCCUCCUCCUGCUCCUAUUUGCGUUGCUCUCAUUUACUCUUCGGAAAAAAAUAAAGAGACACAGGAAUAGAAUGAGGCGGAAGAGCAAACAGCUUCUGUGAAUCGUGUGUGUGUGUGUUUGUGAUUUCUGUGUGUGUGGCCCCACCGCUGUGGCUUCGAGUGGGACGAUCAGGCGAGCUGUAAUGAGCGUGCACGUGAAAAUACACAAACCCGGCGAGGACAGGGCAGUCCCUUCAUUACGGGGUCUUUCCAUGAGAGACGGCUCCUGUCCUUGUUGUGCCUCUGUAAUCUCCGCCUCUCCUACAGAUUUAAUUGUUUCCUUCACACCUGCGCUCCGUGUUUUUGUUUCUGUUUACCCGCCUCUGCUCCGAACUCUUGAGUUGUUUAACUUAAUCCAAUCCGAUCCAAUCCGCUUUAUUUAUACAGCACAUUUUAACUAUAUUUGACAGUUUUUCAGUAUUUCCCAGUGGGUUUCAGAGCAGUUUUAUCGGGAUUUAUUAAGAGUAAAAUGAGAUGAAACUACCCUGAAUCGCCAACGAACACAGCGUAAUUUGAUUUACACACUUUUGGGACAGCACAAAAACUAGCUAGGCUAAUUGCUAGUAGCUCCCAGAAGUGACGUCAGAUAAAUCUAAUUGGCGUGUUUGUUAAUUUGCUUCUUUUCAAAAGACAACAGUUGUGCGUAUUUUUGAUUAACGUAGCAUUGGCUGGCUUGAGAAUGUCGCUUCCAAGAUAGCUCGCAACUAUGCUGUUAAUUAGCAAGCUAACCAGGUGGCUAACGUUACAGAGUUUGGAAAUUAAAAAAUGCUUCAGCAGGAUUUUUACACUGUUAUGAUAUUUUAGUGUAUUUGCCCUUUAUUCUACACGAAACAAAACUUUCCUAAAAUUGACGAAAGAUUUCAAUGUAAGUCAGCCCGUUUGACAGUGUCACUUGCUAGCAAACUUUGGCUAGCUAGCCUUGUAGCUAAUGUAACAGGUGGCAGUUGGUUACUAUCUGGCACACUGUCCAGAUUCACUAUUUUGUAUAUAAAUCUUUAUUUUUUUCUUGUAUAGUCAAUAUUUAACAAAGACUUUGGUAUUUUACGCAUCAAAACUAAGAUUUUUCCGAACUUUUCUAUACCCAAAUCUAGCAAAUCUAGCUCCUUUUUCUGGAGUUUAGAGCCUCCAACAUAAUCGCAGGAAUAGAUGUUACUCUUCUCGACAGGUAGCCGGUGGGCAUCAAAAACACGGACACAGACACCCUGCGGUGACAGUGGGUUUGGCGGAGAAAUUAUGCAAAUUAGGCAAUGGCAUCAUCUAGCAACUUCUAGCGACUUUUACUACAGCCACUAGCAACUUUCCUUACAGACUAGUUGGCAUAACUUGAACAGAUUUCUAGAUCGGUGUUGCCAAGGAAAGGUUGAUACAUCAAGGCUUUGUACUUUAGCUUAGCUUUAACAUUUUUACAAUUACGAGGACAAAAAUUGCGCCAUUCGUCAUUUGGUACACUAAGCUAGAUAUCACUCGUAUUACCUAAAAGUAAACAAUUAUUAACAUUUUCAUGGUUCCAACCUUUUUCCUGUUUGCUUUAGCUCUUAUAUAAAUUCGUAUUUGACUUUUUCUUGACUACCUGAAUCCUACGAUCUGUUUUAGUCGUGAAAAACCAGUAAAUCACAACUUUUCCCCCUUUUUCCUUCAAAAAUAGCAGCAUCACUUCAGAUUAUAUAACCGGUUAUAUUUCAGGUGUUGCGACCAGCAGGUAACACUCCUUUUUUUAUGAUCUUUCCAUUCCUGUAGACUUCCUGCGCUGCGCUUUGGAAUCAAACCCCCACAAUAUUUGUUCUUUUUUAUCUGCAUCUCGCUCCCAGUGCAGAAGUCUGUGUGGGUGUUCGCUGCAAUAGAGAUGAGGACGAGUUAUGGAUGUGUGUGUCCGCAUGUGUGUGUGUGUGUGUGAGUGGGACGGUAAACAGAAAUGGCUUGAGGAGAGUGCACGAGUGUGUGGGAUGACCAGUUUUGUGUUUUGUGUAUGUGUGUGCGCUCUGAUUUAUGCCCUUGGCUUGAUGUGAUACAGCUGCAACAGUGUGUGGGUCAAUACUGAGAGGGAGAGAUGGAGAUAGACAAAGAGGAGAGAAUUAGUGAGUGGAGGAGAGAUGGAGAGAGAUGGAGGCAGAGUGGAAAGUAGCAAAGAGAGACCGAUUCAGAGUUAUAUAAGACAUCCGAGUAGACCGCAACCGGCUCUGAUACCCAGAUUUACUCUCACAUUUACCUUCACGACAGGUACUGCAGAGGGGGCGGCCUGUCUGUUUGAGAACUUUUGUUCACACGAAAGACUGAAAAACACAUUUUCUCACUUUUAAACCACUUGAGAGGCAGUUUUUAGAGAUAUACUCGAGAGAUACUCCAGUGACUCUUGCUAGCCUGAUUCCUCGACUUGAGCGUCAGACUAUUUUAGAGGAAAAGGUCGCAGAGAAGGGGCAACGACAAGCUAAUUAGUAGUCAAGUGAUGUCUGUUUUUAAGUUCAGUCGAUAAGUUUUUCAGUUUUUUCUUAUAAAAUGUAAAAAUUUUAUUGCAUGGACAACUCGAAUUAACAUUUUAUCAAAAUACAUUUAUCAGCGUAGUAUUGUUAGAUAUCACCAUGAAGGAUUUCUGGACUUAACCCUAAAAUGCCUGAAACCACAAAUUAUGACCAGAAAAUUCAAAUUUUUUGGAGCUGAAAUAUUUAUUUCAUUUACUACUGAAAACCAAAAAAAUCAAAAUGUAUAUUUACAUCUUGUUUGAUACAUUAGAUGUUUUUGGAAACUGAUAAACCACAAGAAGACACUUUUAUCAUUUAACGGACUGUAUUACGGUGUUUUUUUUUUGUCAUUUGUUGAUCAUAUUGAUUGAUAGAAGUAGCAGAAGUAUCAUAAAAGUAUCAAAUAUGAUACAAAAGGCAAAAAAGGGUUAAAAUGCAGAACCCAAAAAAGCAAAAGCAAGUCAUAUUCUAAAGCAUUAUGUCAUGCACAUUAUAAUGUUGGGUACUUGCUAAUUUUAGCUAGUAGAGGGGUUUUUAACUAAUUGAACCAUUAGCCUAGGUAGUCUAAUUUAUUUCGGUUUAUUGAUAACAUUGUUUCCCCUAAACAUUAAUAUUAAUGUCUGUGUGUGUCUCAGCUGUUACCCCCACUUCUUGCCGCUCAAGUAGCUACGCUGUUACGUUCAUUGAUGACUCAAAACGGGGGGCAACCGCCAUUCCGACAUCCCGCCAUUCCGACAUUGGUCUCUAAUUGUCGGAGUGGCGGUAUGUUACCAUGCUAUCAAACGUCCCGUCAUUCCGACAGCUCUCGUCUGCUAUGCACGGAGUGGCAGUAUCCCGCCAUCCCACUGUGGAGCCGGUGCUUAAGGGCACUGCCGGUGACGCAAACACAGAGACAUGUGGGUGUACUGAUCCCAACGUCAAUGUAAAUUAAACCUCUAAUAUAUUACAACGUGCCGUAUAUUUUCGUCAAGAUUGCUUUGAUUGCAGCAGACUUCCUCCAUUUUUGUGAAACACCACCGCUGUAUGAAUUUGAGGUCAAGAGUGUAUGCAAUGGUCAGGUUACGACAAGAGCGCUCUAAUUGGCGAUCUACUGAAGACAGCCUGAUGUGUUCAUAUACUGAGUAUUUUACAUUCAAAAACCUCAGCAUACAGUCUCUGUGAAGUUGUUUGAGCUUUGUGUUAACAUGUUUUUGUCCAUGAUGGAUAUUUGUCCAGUUGGAGUUCACCUCAUCUAAACCAGCAUGACCCCUCAAAUAAUGAACCCCUCCAGUAUCCGUCUCCCAGCCUGCAUGUUAUAGGUAAUCCAUAGUAAAGCAGCUAAUGUAACAUGAUCUACAAUGAACACAGCGUAUAUUAUUGAUUAGCUAUAAUGAAAUUACUGUAUACAGGCUGUUAAUCAUACACACAUGAGUGCGUUCAGCCUGGAUCUAAACUCAGUCAGUCUGUCUGUGUUUGUUAACUGGAGUCUCUAAACUCAGUUUCUAUUGAUUUGACCUCGUGUUCCCUUGAGUCAUCAAAGCGCCCGGCGAGGACACCAUUAACCGACAAACAGAAGAGGAAGUCUCCAGAAAAAGACACUUCACAUUCACAGAAAGAACAAGGAGGAAGUCCUUAAAGAGUUUUUUUGACUAAAAGUGCAUUUUUUAAAAGAGUUUAAAGUCUCUUUAAACUACAGAAAAACAAAUAUUUACUUUGAAACUGCAUUAUCUUUUUUUGGAGAAGGGACUUAAAUUCAUAUUGUUUAGAAAAGAAUGUAGUUACUCAUUUAAUAUCGAUUAUUUUAACUUUAACUUUUCCGAAUAGCUGUAGAAUAAAAUGAAAUAUAAGGCUGUAUUAGUGACUCUAAUGGGAUUAAAACAUGUUUAAAAUGAAUUUGAACAUUUUUUAACAAAUUUUUUAACAAUUAAAAGGUUAUUUAAAAAAAAAACGUCCUUAACUCAAACCGCACUUUUAAGCAUUUUUCAUUGGACCCCUAACCAAAUAUACCGAAAUUUCUUUAAAAAGUUAUCACAUUUUUCUGAAUGUGUGCGUUUUUAUUUUAAUUUUUAAAGAAAAUAACAGAUUCGGAUUGAACACUUUUGAAUAAACAAAAUUUGCUUUCAGUCUUCAACUGAUUCCAAGAGUUUAGAUUGAUGACUUUUGACGUGUAAGAUGGAAAAAAUAUUUCAAAAAUACAAAUACAAACCCACUCAAGAGGAAACACUUUUUGUUGUUUCACACUUCUCAAACAUCUUUUAACCGGUAUCUUUAAGUCCACAUGAGUAAAUCGGUACGUUUUAGGUCUGUUUUUGUUUUUUUGUCUUCUUUCUUUCGUGGCUGCAGAAGUCAAAACUCCCAUUCCCUCUGCGAACCGCCAUUAAGUAAAUGUGCGUUUGUGUUUGUGAGACAAAGUUGAUGAGUCAUCCUCAACGGCUGAGUCUGACAUAGUGACACUCGCUUUGGAAAUGUGCUAAUGACGAGGAGACGACAAUUCCUUCAGCGUGCGUGUUUGCGCGUUUGUAUGUGUUGUCAUUAAUGAGCUAAUUUGCGCUCUCAGGCGGCGGGUGAGUGUGUAUGUGUUGUCGCUAAUGAGCUAACACGUCACAGUUUUAACGUGUGUCUGUGCAUGUGUGUUUGCGUGCAAAGAUGCUCAUUUGCCGAUCAAUUAGUGGAUGUCGUCUGUGUGUGUCUCUGUUUAAUGGAGACUGACAACAGAAAAGACGAGCUGAGAUCUUUUCUGAUGAGCUUCGGCAGGGUUUGAAAUGAACUCUUUGACUCCCUCAGGCAGGUAGAUAAAGAAAAAGUCACAAGUCAGCCAUAUUGAUUCCUCGCCAGAUAACAAAUAAGGUUUUUGCAUAAGUUGCUGUUUAUUAUCAGCCUGGAAACAAAAAGAAGCUGCACCAGGUCAGCUAAUGUUUGAGUAAAUAGUCGUAUUUGUGUGUUUUUGGACCCUGUACCUUCAUCGCUCCGACAUGCAGACGGCAUUGUUAGUUGUUCAAUUACACGACUACUUUGGUGCAAAUUCUGACCAUCUAUGUGGUGCAUCACCCUCAGAAAAAUACUGUAGGGUAUUUAUUUUAUUCACUUAGGAGAAUCUGCUAGCAUUUGGUGCCCAGUGGUUAUUUUUUAUUUUUAUUUUUAUUUUUUUUGUGAUAAAAUAUUUUCUUUUUAUUGCAAAUUAGGGUAGAAUACAAUCAGUUUCAAUGUUUUUUUUCCUUUUGUUUAAUAAAAUAAAAAAUAAAAAUAAGGAAAAUGAAGAAAAUAAUAAUAAUAAUUAUUGAAAAAUAAAUAAAUAAAAAUUAAGAAAUUCCCCCCAUCCCUGGUCAAACAAGAAUAGAAUAGACAAUACAAUAUGAUAUAAAAAGAAAAUUGGUGGAAAAGAAAAAUAAUUGGUAAGAAAGAAAAAUAAGGAAAAAAAGAAGAACAAAAAAAUAAAUAAAAAAAAAAAAAAAAACCCCAUCCCCGGUCCAACAGUAAUAGAACAUACAAUACAGUAUGAUAUAAAAAGAAAAUUCGUGAUGCACCAGAAUAAACCGAUCACACCUGUCGCACCUGUUCGUCUCACCGCGCCGCAGUGACCGAUCCGCACGGAGGAGUCGAUAAAUAUGAUCGAACUAAUUACUGUAAUGGCAGGAAACAUAUUAAUGGAAGAGAAGUGAAUCGAGCUGUGGUGGAAAAAACUGAACACACAACCUGCUCCUGUCUUUGUCACACACACACACACACACACACACACACACACACCGCGGUCCUUACAUCUAGUGUCAUUAACAGAUGUGCUUUCACGCUGCUGACUCAGACUGUAACUCUUCAUGCAGCGCCUUUAGUCAGGUGGUGUGACAGCUCUAUGGACACACACUAACACACACACUAGCGCACACACACACACACAUUUUAUACUUACACAUAAAGAGACACAAAUACAAGCAGGUCAAAAGUAAGACGCUGCAGUCAGGAAGAAUAAACUGGACGAUGACAUGUUUUAUUUCUCAGGACGGCAGUAAAGCAGAAACAGCAAGAUUGUGAAUGUUUUAACGUGUGUGUGUGUGUGUUUGUGUGGGUGUGUGUGUGUGUGUGUGAUUGUGUCGCGGUAACUGUAUCUUGCUUCCUGUUAAAGACGGUUUCGAGAGGAAAGCUGACAAAAACCAAGAGUGAGUCUAUUUUUGGCCGCAGAGAGAGACAGAAAGAUGAAGACGAUAGCGAGGUUUCAAAAAAAAAAGAGGAAGAAGUGCACAGAGGCGUGAAAAACAAAACAAUGAAAUUAAAUAUCAAAAAGGAAACAGGUUGAUGAGAAACAGUGAGUCGAGAAAAGUGGGUGAGAAAACGGACGCAGAGAAGAGAGUUAGAGGAACAAAUCGGAGUGACCCGAGGUUCACGAGCUCCUGAGAUAUAAAGAGGCGCUCUCAUCUGACGCUUCACUUCCUUAAAGUUCAAACUUUUUCAUCUUCUUCUCAAAUCUUCUCCUUCUGUAUUUCUUUUCUUACUGUUUGAUGGUUCGUCUUUGUAGAACUCUGCAACUCGAACUCCAAACGCAUUUUUAGCGUUUGAAAGUCAGACUCUACGUUAGUGCGCACAUGACACAUGACUCAUUUUUAUGCUUUAUAGGAGCGUUGUAAAAGUACAGAAAAUUUUAGGGUUUUUUUGUCUCAUUUUGUUUUGGUUUCAUUUACAGUUCUAAAGUCCAGCUCCUCCUUUUGUGUUUCAACGUCUCUAUGAUCCAUGUGGUUGUCAAAAUGUUUAAAAACUGUAAAAAUCUGAGAAGGAUUAUAAUUUAAAAGCAGAAAACAGACUCAAAGAUUCAUAAAUAAAAAGUUUUGUUAGGAAAAUGUAUAAUUGUUUCAAAGUGCACCAUAACUGCAUUAUCUGGAAUAAAUUUGUGAUUUUUUCAGAUUUUAAGAUCUAACAUCAGCCCUUUAAUUCAAGAGGAUGUAAAAACCAUCAACCCUUUACUAUAAUUUUCCGUGUAUUUGUGUUAAAGUGGAAACUGUUCGCAAAAUAUUCGGCCAACAAAUCGCAGUUAAUUGUGAGUUUUUGAGUUCAAGUUAGGAAGAGGUACAUUUUCAGAAAAUUUAGGUACAGUUUAAAACUUUGAGCAAACUUGUUUUCAGGUAUUAGGAGACAUGGACUACGAAUUAGCCAUGUCUAGAAAUAUAUAUCGCACUUACAUAAAUCAAACAUCACAGCAAAUUUUGCAUUCGGUACAUCUCUACUUAAACUUCUCGACUCUAAAAAAGUCGCUUUAAUGACAGAAACCACAAAAACCAAAUGAAUGACACACUUUUUAAUCGGCCCUUUCAGUUUCUUUAAAUAAACUCCAUUAAAGUUAAUUGUUUGUUUUUCAGUUGUUUGUAAAAGGUCAAUUUUAGGAAAAUUUAGGUACGGUUUAAUACUCUUAGCGAUCUUGUUUUUCAGGAAUUAGGAGCCUUUUUUUGUAAAAGCCUAACUAAGGACAUGGACCACAAAUUAGACAUGUAUAGAAAUAUUUAUACGCUGCAUCAGUCGCACUUAAAUCAAAUUUUGCAUUAGGUACAUCUCUACUUCAACUUCUCGACUCUAAAAAAGUGGCUUUAAUGACAGAAACCACAAAAACCAGAUAAAUGACACACUUUUUGAUCGGCCCCUUCGGUGUCUUUAAAUAAACUCCAGCAAAGAUUUUAAAGCAGCUGCUGUUUGUGUGGCGUGCCAAAGCAUGCAAAUCUCCUCACUAUCUAACCUGAACCGUGACCACGCUCUGCGCCGACCUCACCCCGCCCUGACCUUUACGCACCUGCUAAACUACACGAUAAAAAAGCCCGUACGGCUUUGAUUGGUUGGUUUGUUGAAAGUCUGAGAUCGAACCCGAGUACUACAGCGUCGGCAAAGUGAGUAUUCUGGAAGGAUGUGGCUUCCCCUCCUAAAAUUAACACCCUCUUAUUUUUACACCGAGCUUCGUCACAAUGAAACCGAGAGAGAUUCAGAGCGACAGAAAUAACCGUUCACUGACAAUAGAUUGACAAACAGAGGGGAGGAAAGAGCUUAACUACAAACGAGUUUCCCCCGCUGCUCGUUCAGUUAUAGAUUUCUCAGGGUGACUUUAUUGAACACCGUAAAAUAGCAGGAGACGAUCACCCCCCUACUUCGUCUUUGUCUCCUCUCUCCCUCUCUGAAUGCCGUCUUCUUUUGGUUUCACACAUUGCUGUUUCGCUCAGCGUCUCGUCACUGAAUGACUCCUCUCUGCAAAGGCCUAAUUAGAUUAGAUCGGAUCUUUUUGUUAUGACUUUGAAGAAGCGUGUACCGUAAAUGAAAGCAAUUAAGAGCCGACUGUACGCACGCAUGCAGAAUAUCUGAUCCGUGACCUUCAGCAUUCCUACUCGACGAAUCGUGAACACUCGUGUUUGCGGUGUUUUGAAAUGUGUAAAUGUACCGUAAAAUUCGGCGUAUGAGAUACAGCGUCAACACUAAUUAGGAUUUCCUUCCCUCGUUAUGUUUGGAUCAUGCGUUUAAAGAAAACCAUGGCGUGCUGUUAGGUAAAUAAUCCUUUUGGAGAGAACAUCACCUGAGUCAGAACAAACCGAACAAGCUCCAAGUGUGAAAGCAACGCCGGAUCCUUUAGGAUGUUCUCUGCAUUAAAGGUAGGGUAGGCAGGAUUCCGUUAAAGAAGCGUCUUUUUUUGUGGUGUGUAUACAAAAAAAAACUUUUAAUAUCAGUCAAUAGUUAUAAGUUGUUUAUGACAUUUGUGAAUAUCACGAUAUCGCUGUGUUUUUCUGAUUGGAAACAAAACUGUUCUCCGCCUCCCCCAACCUGAUCUGUUGUGGGGUAGACGCUGCUCCCCUAUGUUGUGAGGCAUGGUUCACGUCCUCCAAUAACGUUCACGAGCGCAAACAAAGUUGGCGUGCGGCAACAUCGGACAGUAGAAACCAACCAGAAAGUUCAGAAAAUUGUCUGAAUCCUCUUUUGGCCACGACUGCCGACACAAGCAAGAAAACAAAGUAAAUACUGGAGACUCUGGCGGAAUAACGGGCGCUUAAAACGGAGGUAGACCGGACAAGAGCUAAAAAGCCGGGUCAACAUAAACAAAGCAUUUGGGGGACGCUUCGAGAUCAUGGUGACCCUGUAACCUUUCUGCUGGACAGGUAAACCGCUUUAACAAAGUAAGACAAGUGUCUGUAACAGAAGUGUUUCUUGUCAAGCAGGACCUUGUCAAACCGUUGACCUCGGGUCCUGGACUAUGUCACUUUAUCCUAGUUGUAGAAGUCGUGCAAACAUUGUGUUUGCUGGUAGUCUGUUGGCAUCUACAGUAGCACCAAUGCUUUUGACUUUCACCUUGACUGGGCCCUCUGAGGCACUUCCUCAAAUCCUGACUACUCCACCUUUAAUUUUUUUUGCGUCCUGGUUUCUUGUUGGGGUUUGACCUUCACUUGAUUAAAGCAAAUCCACGUGAUCGUAGAUAGGAUGCCCUUAUCGUGAUAAAGACUCUGUCGCGUUCACUCUAUUUGCUGAUGACUCCCUGUUGUCUUAUUGGAGCGUCCUUUUAACCCCAGACAGUAAAGCUGUUCAGCGUUUCAAUUUGGCGUCGUUGGGCCACAAAAGCUUCACAGGCUUGGAACAAUGCUUCCUCCCCCUCGGCUGAGGCCAAGGACAGAACCGGCUCGUAAAAAAAAAGGGACAGGACGAUUUAUAAUCAUAUUAGAGGGGGGCGGCUCACCCUGCCCAAAGUCACCCGAAUGCCAACUGCAUCUCCAUCUCUUCCUCACUCCCUGACUCGGCCCUUUGUCUCUUGCUGCCUCUGCGUCUACCGCUCGCUCUUUGCCGAGUCAUCAGGCUUAAAGCUGAGCCAGACGCUGAAUCAUAUUAGAGGUAUUGGCAAGUAAUCAGGAGACAACAAAUACCCCUUUUCUCUUUUUAGUUCGCUUCUCAAUCUGGGUAAUGAAGCCACCCACAAAUUAACCUCGUAUUCAAACACACACACACCAAAAAUACGCUCAAUUUCCCCUAAAUAAACACGAACUUUAACUCAAAUAUGCACUGUAACUCUUGAAAUAAACACACAGAGACAGAGGGUUUUACCAGGAAAUAGACCGAUGCUUGCGAGAAAAGAAAGCCACAUCCUUUGUAACACAAAACAGGGCCGAGGACCGCUUUUUAAAUAACAUGAAGAUCGAAUAUCACUGUAAACAACGAGAAAAGAAGAAGAAGAAGGAGGAGGGGGAAAAUAGAUGAGAGGCUGCAGAGAGAGAGGAGUCAGGGGGAGGUUUGUUUGGGGUAAAAGAGGGCGGUGUACGACCUGUGUGUUCCCCUCUGUACAUUCAAGAAAUAAGGGUGCAACACUUCCUCAAUACACACACCCUCUAUGAAAAGGACCAGAGUAAAUCUUGCCUGACUGUGUUCACCGUGGGCCAUUGCGUCUGUGUUUGUAUGAGCAUGCAAAUUGUGUGUAAAUGUAGAAGCCAACACAAUUAAUGCCUCACACAUGUCGUAUAUAAUGCCGCAAUAGUUUACAGUAGCCGUUGUUUAUUACUUGCUAUGGUGAUGUCAGUUCGUUUACACGCUGUUUUCAAAAAUGGAUUGAUUGCUUUAGUCUGAAUAGGAUUGGCUUUAAAAAUACAUGUAAAAAAUUUACAAACAUCUUAAAUUAUAUUGUGUAAUAUUGUUUAUUAUUGUAUAUUUUCAUAUCAAAGCUUAUCGUAUUGCAUUGUAUCGUGUUGAAUCGCAGCGUAUCAUAUCGCAUUGUAUUGUAUCGUAUUGCACCGUAUCCUAUUGCAUUGUAUCAUAUAUCUUAUGGUAUCGCAUCCAAUCGCAUCUGAUCGUAUCCUGUGAUACUGCAUCAUAUUGCAUCGCAUUGUAUCACAUCAAAUGGAAUUCUAUCGUACUGUACUCCAUUGUAUCACAUCGUAUUGCAUCGUAUCCUAUGACACUGUAUCGCAUCCUAUUAGAUCCUAUUGCAUAGCAUCUUAGCGUAUCAUAUCUACCGUAUCCUAUAGUAUUGUGUUGUAUCCUAUUGCUCCACAUCUUGUCAUAUUGCGUUGUAUCAUGUCACACCGUAUCAUAUCAUAUCGUAUUGCACCGCAUCGCACCACAUUGUUCCAUAUUGCGUUGUAGCAUAUUACAUCAUAUCAUAUAUCAUAUCAUAUCAUAUUGUAUCAUAUUGCAUUCUAUUGUAUCGCACCACAUUGCAUUAUAUUAUGUUGUAUCAUAUUGCACUGUAUCAUAUCAUAUCCUAUCAUACUGUAUUGCACUACAUCAUAUCAUAUUGCGUGUUAUCAUAUCGCACUGUAUCAUGUUAUAUUGUAUCAUAUCAUAUCGAUUCUAUCAUAUCGCACCGCAUCAUAUUAUAUUGCGUUGUAUCAUAUUGCGUUGUAUCAUAUCACACUGUACAUUAUCUUAUUGUAUGUAUCGCACCAUAUUGCACCACAUCGAAUCAUAUUGUGUUCUAUCAUCUCGCCCCGUAUCAUAUCAUACCGUAUUGUAUUGCAGCUAGUUGCACCACAUCAUAUCAUAUUGCAUUCUAUCAUAUCGCACCGUAUCCUAUCACACUGUAUAGUAUCGUAUUGCAUCACACCAUAUCGUAUUGUUUCGUAUUGCAUUGUAUCAGAUUCUUCGUAUCGCAUCUUAGCGAAUCCUAUCGUACCGUGUCCUAUUGUGUUGGACUGCAUUGUAUCGCACCACACUGUAUCAUAUUGUGUUCUAUCAUAUCACACUGUAUCAUAUCAUAUUUUAACGUAUUGCAUUGUAUCGCACCACAUCGUAUCAUAUUGCAUUCUAUCACAUCGCACCGUAUCAUAUCAUAUUGUUUCGUUUUGCACCACAUUGUAUCAUAUUGCGUUUUAUCAUAUCGCACCGUAUCGUUAUAUCGUGUCGUGGAUUACCUCCUGGUUUCCACCCCUGUUCUCCAACAGUAGAAGAAACAGCGUGAUUGUUAUUACAUGACGAUAAUCACCUGUUACGUAACGAUCAUUUGUGCCAAAGAAUGACUGAAGUCGGAGAAUCAAGUAUUCAGUUUUUUUGUAAGUGGUUCCCUGUGUUUACAAAGUGUCUGCAGACGUACACACGAUAAGAUCACAGUCAAAUUUCCCACGUUCGCUCGCAUGUGUGCAGCAGUGUGUUAUUUUUUGCUCUGGUGCAGGAUUCCCUCCAGUGUGACGGAGACGCACAGAUGGAGCGCCGAGACUCCUCUGCUGCUGUAAAAAGACGCACACACAUGUUUCUGCACCACCACUAACCACUCAGUGAACUCCUUUGUAGAAAGUCUAUUUUUGUCGCGGCACGUCUAUGUUUGAGAAACUGAGCUUAUUCUGGAAACAGGCUGUUACUGUAUAUGGUAAUUCCCCAACCAGCUCCUCUCUGUGUUUAUGCAUCAAGCUCCCUUUCUUUCUCCUUCUCUCUUUUCAUCUUUUUUUCUCUCUUUCUGAGCCUCUUCUGUCUUCUCGCCCUCGUGUUAUUUGCUCUUUUUCAUCUGCACUUCUUGCUUGCUCUUUUUCUCACACUUUCCUUUCAUUCUAGCUCCUUUCUACUUCUGCCUUUCUUCCUUCCUCCAUCUCUAUCGGCCUCUGCAGAAGUCUGGCGGCGUGAGUGUACAGGCCUGCUGUGUGGCAAUCUGUUGCCUGUCAGAUUAACACUCACUUGCUUUCCCGUGAAUUGGUACAGACACUUUAAGUAAUACUUUGGCACAAACAAACAUGCAUGCAACACCCACCUGUUAUGCAAGCGACAGAGAGGAAGAGGUCGAGUUGUUACCACACCGCAAACUUCAGCACACCUCUAUCUCCAGCUGCCCGCUACUCGUCUUUCUCUUCAGUCAUCAAGGUCAAACCAGUCUCAUCCUGUCGAGAGUUUUGUUUGUUAUGGUGACGAUCAUCUCCAGUAUAUAGAAAUAAUAAGGCUGAUACACCAAAGUCAGUUGGUUGAACGAUUAAUCAAUUAAUUCUUGUUCUGUCUGAGUCACUAACACACAGUCCUGUCUAGGGUUGGGUAUCAAUUGAUUUUGAACGAUUCUGAAUCCGAUUCCUUGUUUCGAUUCCGGCUCUAAAUGAUUCUCUAUUCUCUUACCAACUUUUUAAGAACUUUACUAUGAAUUUCUCUCAGGGCUAUUUUCAACCACUGUAUCAAUUUUGGUUGUCAGGUUGUUCGUCUAUGAAAAAGUACGAGGGCUAACGUUAGUUGGAUAUUUAACAGGGCCCAACCGAUUUAUCGUCGAGCCGAUUAAACCAGCUAAUUUUAGCCUGUUUGAGACUAAUCGGUAAUCGUCCAUAACUCGCCGAUUUUCGCCAACAUUUUCAGAAAUAAAAUGUGGAGAAUAAGAUUCGGUUUAACUUCAAAAAUGUUCCGCCAUUUGAAAAGUUCCCCGACAUAUCCUGUAGAUGGCCAAACUUUUGACCGCCGCCGCUGUGGGUUGCAAUGCACUCUCUCUCUCUGUGUGGCUUCGUCUUAUACGCUUCGUCCUUCUUGGUGUUUUUCAGCAACUUCUUCUUCGUUGGUGUUUAGCGGCGUCUUCCUCAUUGGUGUUCGGCAGCUAUCGAAACUUGGAAUCAAUAUUUUAAAAUUUGAACGAUUCUGCGAGACUUGGAAUGUUAGUCCCAGGUCCCCAUCGAUACUCGAGACUCGAUGCCCAGCCCUAGUCUGGUCUAGGAGUCCCUAAGCUCCAUCAUGCCGUAGCCUCCUCUGGAUCGCUGCUGUGGAUGUUUUGCUCCCCUCUCUCAACCGAGCUGACGGUCUAACAUCAGUCUGGUUCUGCUCGAGGUCUCUGCCUGUUAAAAAAAAAGUUCUUCUUCUCAACUGUAACUUUCUAGUUCUGCAAAGUAGGGCUGGGACGAUACGCUUUACUCCCGAUUCGAUUCUAAUACGAUUUUUUUAUGCUAAUUGGAUUCAAAUUGCGAUUCUACGAUAUUGUCGAUUUUCUUGAUUUUUCAGUCUUCAUUUUUAACACCAAUGAAACAGUUGAAUUAUUAUGAUUGUCUACUGACGAUUCCAGGAACCAUAUUUCCCAAAAAAAUACACGUCAGUCAGUUUUUAAGAUUUAUUCUAAAAAACUGAAAAAAAUAAAUAAAUAAAAUUUUGAUUUAAAAAUUGUGAAACCAAAAAUUUGCGAAUCAAAUUUUUUCUCCUACCCCUACUGGGAAGUGUUUCACUCACGUGGUUUAAGAUGGAAUGGUAGUUUGUCUGAUUGUACGAGAUGAGACUUAAUCUGAUUCCAUCUUUAUAUCCGGAUGUUAAAACUAGAGUUUGGUCUAGACCAGAUUUUUUUAGCGUCUUUGUUGUGAUUUGAUUGACCUUUUUAACUCAUCUAAACACGCUGUAAUUCUGGCUCUGCAUCUGACAGUUUCAUAGCUGAUCCACUUCAACAUUUCAGCUCCAGAGAUAUUCAGAGAGUCAGAGAAUGAAAGAGAGGAAACAAAAGAGAAAACCGAAAUGAAAUAUUUAUGUUUACAGUCUUCUGCACAAACACUUAGAUUUGGAAAGGCUUUUUUCUCACAGUCAGUUCUCCAAACGAUGACCACAGACGAUGCUGAUUUCAUACUUUUUGAAAGCACUCCAAAACCAGAAGAACUCCAGUUGCGACCACAGGAAUCCAGACGCGUACAGUUCAGACGUGCACUUAUACACAUAUCAUAAAAUCAGGCAUGCACGCACACAAGGGCGCGUCUCUAUUUUUAGAGCCUCCUCUAGGAUAUGGAGUCUAAAUUUAGAGGGUCAUUUUGUUAAACAAAUACAGCAGGAGUGUGUUGGACGACUGUCAAAACACGCUGGCCAUGUGUUUCCGUCAGAGUGUGUGUUUAUGUGUGUGGAUUUAUCUUCUUCAUGUCUGCGCAGAGUGGGGUUAUUUGAACUCAAAUGUUUUUUUUUCACUUUUAUAAAAACCCCACAAGAGAGAAAUGGAGGGAGAGAGAGAAAAUGUAGCGCUGCAAGGUAAUCGAGAGAAGGAGCGUGACAGUGAAAAUAAAAAAUACGAGUGGACAGGGAGAUGGAGAGGUGUGGGAGGGAGAGAGUUCAGAAACAUUAGCAUGAGAGAUGGGAAAGAAACCCUCUUAAAACCACCCAGAGGGUACACACACAUGCUUCUGCAUAAACACGCAUGUAUUCAGCAACAGCGGCAACUCGUCUUGUGCAAAUCCCCUCGGUGCAACCGGUCCCCUCGGCGUAUUCCAUCACAGUGACGGUAAUUGCAUCACUUUCAGUCCUGCUUAUCAACUCGGUUAAAGUUCAUUGAUUCAUAAUUGCUCUAUUUGGAUGGCAUUUAUGAUGAAGCAAUGUGUAGAGGAGGAGAAACUUGUGCACAGAAGUGAGAUUGCUUCUGCUAUUUACAAAUAUCUGUAUAGAAUAGGGCUGGGCGAUAAAUCAAAAAUUUACCGAUACCGAAAUUUACAGCAAUAACCAACGCAAUUUUGCCCAUAUUGGUAUAUUUGGUGGACUCCACCCCAUCCAGUCCAUAACAAAGAGGUAAAGACAGGUGAGGAGAUGGAGGACGGUUCAAAAGUUGAAGCGGUUGGCGUGGAGGAAGUUUGUGUGGGAGGGGGUGAGCAGCUUGUGGAGUAGUUAUCGUCCAUUUAUCGUUAUCGAGGUGAACUGAUCAAUAUAUUGUGAUAUUGAUAAGAGGCCAUAUUGCCCAGCACUAGUAUAGAAUAUGAUUUCCUUCUGUAGUUACAUUUAUCGGCAUUUCCGACAUUUGAACAUGGCCAUGCUCUUAAGGAAGUUACCCACUUGCUCUAACUUUUGGUAAAAGUUGGUAGUUGCCAUUUUGAAAACAAAUCAUGGCAAACAAAUCGUGGCAUUUAUGACGGGCAAAACCCACAAGGUCCGGAACGACUACGCUCCGCUCCGGCACAACCGGUGGAUCAAAUCCACAAGCAUUAUAAUCGGGGGGCAACCGCCAAUCUGACAUCCCGCCAUUCCGACAUUGGUCUCUAAUUGUCGGAGUGGCGGUAUGUUACCAUGCUAUCAAACGUCCCGUCAUGGGGCGCACCCAGCUGUGCUUGGAUUAAAUGACAGACUCCGGAUGUGACUGCGCACCCCCCUUCCCCCUUAUAUGGAAAGCUGCGUCGGAAUGGUGAGACGUCAGAGUGGCGGGAUGUCGGAAUGCUGAGAUGUCGGAGUGGUAGCAUGUAACAAUUAUAAUAUAUGGCUGAGAGUUAUCUCUAGAUUUUGUCUGCGUUGACAGAAAGUUGGGUUGGGUCCUUACACUUCAUCAAGAGGACUGUCCCCAGAUCUUUAAAUUUGUUUACGUCAACACCUACUGACAAAACUGAGAUUGCUGAUAGCACCUUUAAUCCUCUCGGUCAAGCCUUUUAGAAGAGUGGAGAAAUUACUGCAGCAAAAAAGCAAAUUAUUACGGUCUAGACACCUGGAGGUCUGCAGCAUCCAUCUCAAUAAAAAAAAAACUGCCGAUAACAGAGACAGAAGAGAAGGGCGGGAAGCAGGGUCACCUCUACUCAUUUUACCUCCCUGUUUAUUUGACAGCCUGCCAUCUUUAAAGCCUGACACAAAGUAAGAGUACAACUUCCUCUGGGACGUUUGUUAUAACUUUUUACAGGAAGGUGCAUCUUGAUAAUUGGAUAAAAUGCAUAAGGUAUUAAGAAAGAUGUAAAAAAAAGAUCAUAUUGAGCAUUGAAAAAUAAAGAGAAGGAAAACAUUGAAAGAGUGUUGAAGGAACAGCAACAGAAGGGUUGGGCCGCAUGGAUGCAAAGAUGAAUCAAAACCUGACCGGAGGCCUGUGGGCGUAAGCAAGUGGAAAGAGGGUUAAAAGAGAUGGGAGAAGAGAGGUGGAGGAUGAAGGGGAAAAAAUACCAGUGGAGAAAGAGUAGGAGGUAAUGAUCUGAGUCGUAAACAGACAGCCUGGAUAGAGGAGGAACAGGCGAAGGGAUGAGAUGGGAGAGUGUUAUUGAUCUGAGGCGAAGAAUGGGAGUUAAUGACCGCAGGAGAGAAGAGACCGGAAGGAAAAGAAAAACAAAAGACUUGAUUCAGAAAAAAACGAGCUCUGAUAGAAACAUCCUAAAACAUAUCUUUAUUGUUAGAUUCCAAAUUUCACUUAUCCUACAAUUAUCAAACUUUUCAGAGUCAAACUUUUUUAGAAAAUCUCAAAUAAUCAAACAAGUGACCACAAUGACUUAAACUACAAAUUGCAAUUAGUUAUAACAACCAAAAAAAAAAAAAGUAAUUUUCUUAACAACAAUAACAAUUAUCAUGGGGCUUCAUUAGUGUUGUCACAAUACAAAAAUUUCAAACUCAAUACUGAUACCACAGGGAUAAAAAAUGACAAAUAUUUUAAAAGGCAUGAAAAAUAUUUUUAUCAACAUGAAAAACAGAACAGCAGAUAAAUAAUCAAUUAAAAUAUAUAGAAUACAAUAUUCCUUUAUUGAUCCCCCAUGGGGGAAAUUUUUUUGGAGGGGGAAUUUUUUUAAUUUUAAAUUUUUUUUAUUUGUUUAUUUAUUUAUUUUUCAUGGGGGAAUUUUUUUAUAUGAUAAUAUAAAUGAAUAUAUAAUAUAAUCUGAUAAUAUAUAUUAAAUUAUCAGAAAAUGAAAAAUAUAAAAACAAAAUUUAAAAAAUACUUUUCAAAAUAUCGAUACUUUUGACAACUGUAGUAGUUCUUAAGAGUUCACAUAACCGUAUUUACUUGUUUGUUGUUUGUACUUUUAAUAUUUUCCAUUUAAUAUCAAUCAACAGUGUCUGAAUUUCUGUAGAAUUGCAUUUUGAAUAUUUAGUUGCCACACCAUAAUGCAUACUUUACAAAUAAAGCAGUUGAGGAAAGGAAAAAUUGAUACAGCUAAAAAUUUAACUGAGAAUGUUGUCAUUAAAAAAAUGAAAUCAGUUUUUUCAUAUGUUUACUGAUUUUGAUGUUUUUCAAAAAUUCUUUUAAAGUCCUUUAAAUCAUUUCAGUCUUUUUAAUCUGUGAGAGACUGAAAAGAAAGAAUUAGUAACGAUUGAAGUAAAGCAAAUCUCAUUUUAAAAACACAUUCUAAGAAGUAAGUAAUUCAAAAAUACACAGACGUCGACAGCUCUUGAAUAGUUUCUUAAACAACGGUAUCUCAAGCUUAAAUCUGCUUGUUCUCUACACUGGCUUUGCUUCUCAGAACUCGUGGCUACAUCCUCAUUUUUAAAACAGUCCGCUUUACGAGUUUUUCCAAUAAUAUCGACUGUUUUGUAGAAAUGCAUCGUAUUCACACAUGUGUAAGUUAUCUGAUCAUGCCGCUCAUGCAACAUUCAGCCGUUUCCAUGAAAUUUGAGCAAGAAGAAUUGAGAAAUAGUAUCAAACUAUGACCGUGUAAAUCGAGCUUCUCUGGAACAGUGACGCUGCUGAAGGCUACGGUCUGUUGACCCAGUAAAUCGACACUUUGCUGAACUAAAGCCUCGUAUUGUCACCGGCUGUUUACACACAGAAGCAACACGAUGGUACUCGUAUUAGUUUACACCAGCUAUGAUUCAUGGAAAGUUUUCAGGCGAGUUCACUCCUACUUUUCGAUGACUUAAAUCAGGAACGUGUCUGUUUUUAGGACUUUCUAAAGAACUUCUAAGUCUCAGAAGAAAACUCUUCUUAACUUCGUGAUUGGGUUAUUUUAAUUUUUGGAUAUGUAUGAGUUUUAUACAAUAGAAGUGUUCAUUCAAAUAUGGAUGUACCUGUGCAUUUGUACAGUCAUUUCCCUUAUCUUGAAUUUUCCAGUUGAAUAUGAAUGAUGAUGAUGAAGUAAGCUGAACUAGUUACUUCCUGUUCUCAACUGUUUUUUGGUGAAGUAAAAGUUUAUGAGGUAGUGAUUCAGGUUCAACAGGUUAACUCGCAAUGAUCAUUAAAGUCCUAAUUGCCACUACCCAUCCCAAAUGAAGACUGAUAAUGUCUCCCCUGAAAUUAAUUUUCACGGGGUUAGGAAUUCAGUUGUAAAAGUGGCCUCCCUUUAAAACCCGGGCAGCAGGGACCCUAAAAUCAUUUUGCACUGUCAAGAGAAAUCGCUCAUGUAACUUGACUUGAUUCAGAGAGACUUGACCUCGGUCUGCAGUCAAAGGGAACAAGUCCACAGGCCCCGAGCUCUUUUAUCACACUUAGUAGCGCUGAGGAAAUGGAGCUGCACGCUCGCUCCGGCCUGAAGCUUUCCUCUUUUCUGCUCUGAGCUGUUAGUCCUCACAGCUUGUGUUUAUAUUGUUGACCCAUCUAACAGUUCGCAGCUUCGGGGACUUUGUAUUUAGACCAUGUGGUGGUAGUAGUCUACAUAUUUUUGUGUCCAAAAUAAACAUAGUUGGAGGUUUUGUAGAGAGCGACCGCUGCAACAUCUGAGAUGGCUGUUUUAAAUUCUGGGUUAGAGUCAUUUCUUGACAUUUUGUAAUUAAAUGCCAGUUUCAAGUGUGCUCAUUAUGUUAGCAAUAAUGCUGAAUCCAAAAUGUCUUGAAAGCAGGGUCCAGGGUAGAAAUGUCACUUUUAUUUUUACAGAAAUUUUAACUUUUUUGGUUUUUCAUAACACAUAGGGUACUCUUUCUGCAGUUAUUUUAUUUGUAAAUUGUCCUCAACAGAAAAUGCAUCCAUGUAAAUAAGGUCCCAAAAAACAUCCAAACAGGUGCAGUACAUGGUUCCCAUAAAGACAUAUAAACAAACCCGUACCUACACACACAUAUACCAUGGCAUGUACUCAUAAUGUUACAUUUAUAUUCAAAAUUCAUUCUAAUUUGUGAAAAUAUCACAUAGAUGCUAAACAUAGAUUUGUACUAAAGGUCCUCAAAAUAAUCAAUAUAGGCACAUAGUCCUCAUUAAGCCACAAAAACAACAAAAAACACACACAUAGGGAUAUAAUUGGGCAUUGGACAAACUAUAUUAUGCAGUUGAAUUCAUUAAAAUAGCCUUAAUUGAUGAAUUCACAAGUAUUCAUGAAGUGUACGAAAAUACUUUUCACACAAAAUUAAAAAAACACUCAUCUUUUAAAUACGAUUUUUAAAAAUACAGUAAAUAUCUUAAUUUUUUAUGUGCAAAAGAUGCUCAGAAACCUAAUUUCUGGUGCAUAGUCCUGACUGAUAUACACAAACACAAUUACACUUACAUACAUAAGUAGUACAAGUAUGUUCAAAAUGUCCUCAUAAAUACUGUCGAAGGCACCGUCAUAAAAACACCAACAAAAUUGCACCGUAACACAAAAUCACUGUAUUUUAAUUAAUAGUUGUUUAUUUGAAUUUAUGUAAACAUCCUAACAGGUCGAGUCAACGUGCGUGGAAGGUCCUCAGAGACAGUUUCAAACACAUGGUCCACAUAUAGACACACAAAUCCUGAAUAAGUGGCGCUUUGCUUAUUACGUCUUCUCGUCCCCAGAUAGACACGUAAACAAACUCACAUGAAAACACAACAGCACAACUCAGUUAAAUGCGACCUGUUCUGAUUUGGAUAAACACGAUUUAAUUCAAGUCUUGGAUGUUUUUUAACUCCUUUUAUAGAGAUUAUCGUCCUGCUCAGCGAAGUCCUCGGGUCAGAAACAUCUGCAGUCCCCAGACAGACACAAAAACAAAAACACAGACACACACAAACACAAGAGCAUUCGCCAAACUCUGUGUGUGUGUGUGUGUGUGUGUGUGUGUGUGUGUGUGUGUGUGUGUGUGUGUGAGAGCGGAAAGAUGAGAUUAAGGAGCACAGUGUGAUCAUCGAGGAUAAUCACCAGCUACAACACACAAACACAAACACAACACACACGUUUUUAUCUCCACUUAUCUCUCCUCUCAUCUCUCUUUCACUUUUCAUUUCCUUCUCGGUCUUUUCCUUCCUCCUAUCCAAACUUGUCCCCUCUUUCCUCCUCCUCUCUCCUCAUUUCUCUUUUUUUUGACAGUCUUUCAUCUCCUCUCCACUCGAUGCCUUAAGUUACUCUUUCCUUUUAUCUGUAGCUCCCACUCGCCUCCUCGCUUUCCUUUUAUCUGUCCUUAAUCUCACCUUUUAUUUCCCUUCUUCUCCUAUUUCUGCUUCCUCUUUUCCUUCUUUCCUUCCCUCCUUCUUUCUCUCUUUUCCUCCUCACUUUUUUCCACUUUCCUUCCCAGUUGCCUUCAUUCCUCCUUGUCUUCCCUUAACUGAUAUUUAACCUUUCCUUUAUUCCUUCCUUUCCUUUAUUCGUUUCUUUUCCUAUGUUUAUAUCACUCCUGUCCUUUUCUCGUUAUCUUAGCUGGUAUCACUUCUGUCCUUCUUGCCUUCUUUCCUCCCCUUAGCUAUGAUCACUUCCUCCCUACUUUCUACCAUCUUUUUCUUUUCCAUCCCUUUACUUUGUUUAUUUACUUAUUUUUUCUUCCUUUCUGAUACAUUUUUGCUUCUUCUGCUUUUUCUUUACUAUCCUUUUAUCUUUCCUUUCCUUCUUUCCUUAUCUUCUUUUUGUAUCAAUUUAAUUCUCUUUCAUAAUUUUUCUUUACUUUCCUUUGUUUAUUUACUUUAUUUUUUCUUCCUUAUUGAUACAUUUUUACUUUUUUCUGCUUUUGUCAUCUUUCCUUUCCUUUAAUCCUUCCUUCCCUUCUUUCCUUUCCUUCCUUUUGUACCAUUUUAUCUUUUUUCUUUCUCUUUUUUCUGUCUUUACUUUGUUUAUUCACUCUCUUUAUUUUUUCUUUCUUUCUGAUACAUUUUUUCUUUUUUUCUGCUUUUUUCAUCUUUCCUUUCCUUUAAUCUUUCCUUCCCUUCUUUCCUUUCCUUCCUUUUAUACCAUUUUAAUUCUCUUUCGUUCUUUUUCUUAACCUUUCCUUUUUUUAUUUACUUUCUUUAAUUUUUCAUCCUUUCUGAUACAUUUUAACUUUUUUUCUGCUUUUUUUUUCAUCUUUCCUUUCCUUUUAUCUUUCCUUCCCUUCUUUCCUUUCCUUCCUUUUAUACCAUUUUAAUUCUCUUUCAUUCUCUUUCUUCACUUUUCUCACCCGUCUUCUCUCACUUCUCCUCUUCCUGUGUUAACUCGUCUUUUUACCCACACUUUAACCUUGUAGUUUGAAUGUUAAAUCUUUAUUUAAACAGUCCCUCCCUGACAGAACAAAAAAAAAAAGAAAAAAAAGAAAAAAACAGGCUGAACAUCAGAAAGCAGCUGAAACAGAGACGUCAUGCUAAUCACAUCUGAACCCUCCACCUCUCAUUCCACCGUCCGUCCCUUUGACCGGACGACUUAUCUGUUCACUCACGCUGUGUGUGUGUGUGUGUGUGUGUGUGUGUGUGUGUGUGUAAGGAUUACGCAGCAUCAGAGCCAGAUUUGGUCCGUAUGCUCCGAGGCAAUCACCCCCCGUCUCCCCCCCGCGCUCGCCGUCUCCCCCGCCCCUCCCCCCCCCGACAACCAGCAGCAGCAGCAGCAGAUUAUGUGUCCUCCGCUGCACAGACCUCACAGGCGGACGCCAAAAACGGGAUGAUAGUCCAGAAACACACAAACAGAGACGGGGCGAAACUUGAAGAAAUGUGCGUCUGAGAGAAAUGAAAUGUGUGUGUGUGUUUGUGUGUUUUCUGCCUGUCUGCCUCUCCCCAUCUGUCUGAGCGAAGUACGACGGAGUGUCAUUAGAUUCUCUCCGGCUGUGUUUUUGCGCAUAUCGCUGCUGUUUGUGUGCGUGUGUGUGUGUCUAUUAAUAAAUGCACAGAGGUACAUGAGACAGGAUGUGGUCGCCAUGGUGCAAGGUCCUCCCACGCCUUGUUCUGAAACUGUCUGUGCACGCUUAUGUGUGUGUGCGCGUGUGUGGUCAGAGACAACUACUAACGUAAGCCUAUUUGAAAAGAUUCGUGUUGUCGUGUUUGCUGUCAGGUUUGAGAGGAAAUCUUUUCAGAUGAAAGUUGUCAAGGUGACGCACACUCACACACACACACACACUCACACACACACACACACACACACAUUUUGACCAGCUAUGACUGAACACAAGAGAAAAACGCACAGGUGAAAGGGUCGAUAAAUCCAACUUUUUAUCAUUUGUGCGCGCGUCUCUUUGUGUGUCCUCACAUUCCCAAGCUGAAGGUUGUUUCCAAAGCUGGGCUGUUACCAUGGCAACCUCGCAUGCCUUCGCCUCAGCAAGUUUGAAUGUCAGAAAGCAGCAAAAAAAAUAAAAUGAUAAGAAAAAAAAUCUGUGUGAUUAACAAUGAAGUCCGACCCUGGUUCAGCUUUCGUUUGCGGGUUUGUUUUAACCGUCUUUGAGCCCCAGGCGGGUGGGGUUUGCAACGCUGAGGCAACCGGGUGAUAUCAGCGUGUAUCUGCGGUGUAACCUUGAACAUCAGACGAGUCAACAGGUGUGUUUCUGUGUUGUUUAAAUGGCUGUAAAUGUCUCGUGUGUUCAUGCGUCCAUGUAAAUAAGGUCCCAAAAAACAUCCAUACAGGUGCAGAACAUGGUUCCCAUAAAGACACAUAAACAAACCUGCAUCUACACACACAUCCCACCCCAACUUAUGACAUAAGUUGGAGAAAAAUAACAACAACCUGCAGAAAAAUGAGUUUUUAAUGUAGAUAUCGAUCGACCUGUCUGUGAGGAGUUCUAAUAAAGCCAAAUCCACUCGUUCUCCUUAUUCCCUCACUCUCACCCUCUUCCUUUCUCUCUCCAAAAGUCCUCAUUUCAUCUUUGCCGUCCUCUUUCACUCUCCUCUAUCUUUUCCCGCCCACAUCUCUCUCCCAUCCUGCCAUCUGCUGGAGGAACUGAAUCGCUGCAGCAGCUCCUCCUCACAGACAUCACAGCUGGUGACAUUGAGCGAGCCUCAUUUGGCAUGCUGAAGGUGUGCGCGCAGGGGAAGGUGCGGCCUCGUGAUUACAAAAACACGGCCGUGUUUGGAGGGUCAGGGAGUUCAGUGUCUGAACCGCUAACGUCUGUCGCAAUUAGUCCCGGUACCUGAAUGUGUGAGUGUCUCAUUUGGGUUUCAGUAUUUCAUGAAUAACCAGCGGCUGUUGGAGACAUGUUUUCUAUCAGUAUCUCCUAAUUAAUCCUGAUAUGUUUUUGUUGAAACCUGACUGAAAGGCUGAAAGAGGAGGACCCUGACAAAUUUAUAUUUUAAUACUGUAAAUUAUUGUAAACUCAUGAGGCUAUCCCCCAAAAAAAUCUGUUUAAAGCCUCUGAAAGGAACUCUGUUUACAAAGUAAGUUGUGUUUUCUAAAAUCAUCCUUAUCCUGCUAAUUUUUGACAGUUAAAUUCAUCAUUUAUUGUAAAUAUUGUAUGUUUGAAAUGUAAAAAAAAGGCUACUCUGCUGAUACCUACCUCCUUACACCGAUUUCAGGUGACAAGUUAUGUUACCGAUGGUCUUGUUUGCUUCUGGAGAGCAUAAAAAAGGAUAAAUAUGAAUUUCAGUCUGUUUCAUUGACGUCAAAAAGGAGCUUUAAUGAUUUCUACAUCAGGAAUUGAUUAAUUAAAGCUACUGUUAGAAUAUUUACCCAACUAUAAAAGAGACUGAAACGAAUUUUGAUUUAUCAGCAAUUUAUUGGCAAUUCUGACAUUUAAACAUGGACAUCCUUUUAAUGAGGUUACCCACUGGUUCCAACUUUUAGUGUUAUGAAGCCAGAAGUUGGUGGUUGCCAUUUUGAAGACAGAUAUCAAGUUGUAUCCACGAGUGUUAAAAAAUAACGUAAAAGCAGAAGGAAGUGUAAAAGUCAGCCGGUCUAUGAGGCUGUAAAACACAAAAACUUAGACUUAAAUAUGAAUCUCAGUCUGUUUCAUUGAUGUAAAAAAACUCCUUACAGGAGCUUUAAUGAUUUCUACAUCAGGAAUUGAUUAAUUAAAGCUACUGUAAGAAUAUUUACCUGGCUAUAUAAGAGACUGAAAUGAAGUUUGAUGCGUCUUUAUGAGCUACAAGUGGACCAUAGGGCUGGGCGAUAAAUCAAAAAUUUUUUUACAUUUAUUAUUUUUUUUAUUGAAUUUACAGAUACCGAAAUUUACAACAAUAACCGACGUCAUUUUGAUCAUAUCGGUAUAUUCGGUGUCAAAAAAAAUGAAUAAAUCAAAGUUGGUUUUAGAUGUGUAUAGGUAGGCUAUGGUUUCAUGUCCCUUUAGGACGGUUCAAAAGUUGUAGCGGCUGAAGUAGACGAAGUUAAUGUGGGAGGGAGCGAGCAACUUGUGGAGUAGUUAUCGUCCAUUUAUCGUUAUCGAGGUGAAUUGAUCAAUAUAUCGUGAUAUUGAUUUGAGGCCGUAUCGCCCAGCCUUAGUGGACCUUCAAAAAUCAGGUUGUAAUGCUUUUCACUGUUGCUACAGGGAAUCUGUCAGACAAGUAUCUUAAGAAACAGCUAUUUUCCAUUUAAAGCUCCAGUAAGGAGUUUUUUGACAUGUAUGGAAUGGACUGAAAUUCAUAUUGAUGCCUUUCCAUGAUGUACAAAAGCAAACAAGACCAUCAAGACCAUUUAAAGAAGACUCAACUCGGAGUUAAAUCAUACACUAAGAAAGGUUAAAAUAACAUCUAUCUGUGUUUAAUGUCCUGUUUCGUUGAUGACACCAAAAUCUUUAACUUAUUGUAACAAGAGCGAAAGUUGACUGAAAAAUCUCAAAAUUCCAAAACGUGAGAUCGAAAGUUUUAGAAUACAAAUCUUUAAAUCAGAGCAAUAAUUUGACAAUUAUCAAACCUUAAAACUUUGUUUGAACUUUAACUUGUUGAAAGUUUUUCAGUCAUAAUUUCCUCAAUUAUACAAACGUUCCCAUAUGAGUCAUUUUGAGACGCUCUUGCGACACUCUUUGUAGGUUUUGGUUUAUUUGAACUUCGGUUUAUUGAAAAACAAGAUAAACCACAUUUGUCGGUGAGAUAAAAGCCAAAGAUGAUUAUCUCUAAACCUCACCUAAACAGAAAACCCCAAACAGAAAAAUGUUGAGUACUGUCUGUAUUGAUGAGUACAGGCUAUCACAUUAUCUAGCUGCAUAAAAUAAUACUUAAGAAUUAUUAAUAAAAGUGUUUUAAAGCUUUCUGGCAAGUUUUACUCGUGAACAUAACUUUGGAAGUAAAAAUAAAAAUUAAAAGAACAUUAAAAUGAGAAAAAAGUCAAUAUGUUACACUUAUAAAAGUGGUUGCAUUGGGUCACAGAACUUUAACUUAAACGUUUCAAAUUGGACAAAAUGUUUUUGCAGGAACAGACUUAAAUGAUGAUGCAUGGGAAAAGUAAUGGUGUGAUAACAAUGUAUUCAACUUUUACAUAUUAGAAGUAUUUCAAAAAGUACAAAUUUUUGGAAUAAUUUGUAAGACAGGACAAGAAUUCGCCAGUCAAUUCUGUUUAUAAGUUGGUAACAAUUCAGCUUUUCUCUACUUAUUAAAGUGAGACAAUGAUUUGUAAGUUGAUCAUUUGUUGGUCACAAAAGAAAAUUUGCAGUUGAAAGAGUUCAAACGAGAUAUUGUUUGAAUUUUGUUGCAAGCAAAGCGACAAAUUGUCCCGGUUUCGUUUUCCCGAUGUCCAAAAAACCUCAAAAUUUCAAUACAACGAAAAAUCGAAUGACAUGCAGUCCUGCUUCGAUGCAGUUUAUCACCGCAGGGAUAAAAAAAUAUCUGUUUCAGAAAAAAGUCAUUUAUCAGAAAUCACAUAUGAAAGUUGAAUAAAGUUUGAAAAAUCCGUGACAAUUCACAAUGUUUCGAAUCUGGAUAUAUCAAGGAAUGUUCAUCUUUUUCAAUUUCCUUAUCUAAUUUGGAGAUAAUUCGAUUAAAAUUGAAUUUGAUAACUCAAUAUUUCAACUGCUAACACGAAAUUACGAAAUAUUCCGAGGCGAAUUUUGACGCGCCUGACUUUACACAUCAAAAAGAUAUUGACGUCACAAAUAAUCGCGCGACAAAAACCGCUCCCGGUGUGAAAGGACCUUAUGAUUCAAAGAAAAUCAGCAAUUUUUCAGUGAAACGUUGAUAAUGAAGCUCUGAUUUUGACCUGAUUUUACCACAGGUGACUUUUUAUGACUUAAAGAGAUUCAGGUUUGAAGGCGAAGAGAUUUUAAAAAUGAAAAAAGACAAAACAGAAACGACUGAAGGGAUGAAGAGAGGUAGAAAGAUGGUGUCAGUGCAUGAGUCCACAGGGAACAGCAUGUUUCUGCUCAUUAAAGACAGAAUGAUACGCCGACUGGCAGACAACAAACGCGCACACAAACACGCACACAUGUAACACACACAUAUGCACACGCUCGCGGUAAUUUGCCUUGGCAGAUGAGACGCUGAUCUGACACUGAAAGCGCCGCGAUGACAGCAUGUAGGCAGCAGACAUGAACACACACACAUACACAUAAACGCAGGAAGACACACACACACUCACACACACACUGGCAGGACAGCUCGUGCAGGUUGGUAAGACACGAGUUUUUUUGUGUUACUGUGACACUCCAAGUUCCCCUAAGCAGAGUGUGAUAGUGAUGUCAUUGUUUGUGUGUGUGUGUGUGUGUGUGUGUGUGUGUGUGCGCUCAUUGCCAAUCAAACAGGUUUUUCCAGUUCUAUUUAUAGCCUGAAGGGAAUAAGCUUGUUCCUACAUUUACACACACACACACACACCACUCCUCUCAGGUUUGCGGUGGGGGAAGGAGCUUAUUUGCAAGUGCCGCCUUAUCUCCAGGAUGAGUGUCUGUCAGGGUUGCCAGGUUUGCUGAUAAUAAGUAACUUUUGGCUAGUUUUGAUUUGAAACGUCAUCCGCAAAGUUUGGAAGUCACGACUUUGAAUACAAUACAUGAGAUUUCAACAUAAAUCAUUUUUUUAUUAUGUAUUUUUGGUGAUAAUGAAGCUACACCCAUUUUCUGUGUUGACCAAGAGUUAAGUGAGUUGACCAAGAUUUUAAGAUUCAAAACAUCUAUUCAGAAAUCAAUAGGUUAUGUCCCAGAGACUGUAGAUGUAUUUAUAUAUUAGAGAAUAAAUUUGAGCACACUGGCGAGUUAACAAUAGUUAGAAGCAGAAAUCGAAUGUUGAAACAUUUUAAACAUUUUUAAGGUAUUACAUGUGAAUGUGAAUACAGGUAGAGAAAGGGUAAAAAUCAGCAAACAAUCAGUAUUAUUUGGAAAUAUGUUGGUGUUCAUCAAGAAAUGUGGUCUUAUGUUUGAAAUGUUAAGAGGUUUUUAUUACUUCCCCCUAAAAGAUUUCAGUCUUAGAUGUCAGAAAAUAAAAAAAAAUAUUUUCAAUUUUUUCAACACAAAAAAAAAAUAAAAUAAAAUUUUGUAGUCUUUUAACUGCAUUUUCAUAGUUACCUAUGAACUUUGAUAUUUCUGGGUUGUGUUACUUUCAGCUUGUUUAAAAUGUUAUUUAUUUUGGCUUUACCUCUGUGUCUACAACCACACCAUAAUUAAGAAGGAAAUUGUACAGAAAUUGACAAAUAUUUUUCAUAUUGUAAUGCAUUGUACCAUAUCAUAUCAUAUGGUUCCGAUUCCUCAUUUCAAUUCCGGUACCUAACGAUUUUCUAUUCCGAUUCUUUGAAAAGGCAGGAUGUAAAAAAAAAAAAAAAAAAGGGUUUAAAUGAGGGUGCUAACCAGAGUUCUUUUUGGAUGAAAUUUCUGAACUUCUUUGCGAAUUUUAAUUAUAUUAACUUUUUAAGUGUGGCUUCGUCUCAUACGCGUCGUCCUCGUUAAUGUUCGGCGACUUCUUCGUCAUUGGUGUUUAGCGGCAUCUUUCUCGUUGGUGUUUGGCGGCUAUUUCUUCCAUCGAUGCUCGAGACUCGAUGCCCAACCCUAAUCGUACAUACCGUAUCGUAUCGUAAGUCAUCCUUCAGUUGAACUGGUCCCCUCCUUGUAAAAAAUACUCAGCUGACAGUCAGCCACUCACUUCUUUACACCUCAUUGCUUGUUUGUAUAGCAAGAUCUGGCAACUCCAUCCUAACACCUGAGGGGGUGUGGCUACCUGACAAGGUAAGAUUGAGAGGGAGGAAGUAGAGUGGUAUUGUUUGAGGAGCUGCUGGCUUGUAAGGAGAGCUGCUGCUGAGUUUUAGGUGUGUAGGCAGUGAUAUAUCGAAGGAUCUGAAGGUUCGGCUUGAGUGGAAACAGCAAGAAAAAAAGAGGAUAUUUCAUCUUGAAGAAGAGGAUGAGCAGAAGUUGACAGAGUAACUUCCUGUCCACCUCCACGUACCUGUGAAAGUUGUAGAGCCGGCGGAGGCAAAGCUUGGAUUGUACUAACCUGACCGGGAUCAUCAGCUGUCAAUGCCGUGGUUGUGCCGGCCCAGCGGGUGCUGCAUGGCACCCCUGUUGUUCCGCUGUGAGGGAGGGGGACAGGGAGAUGAUGACCAGCUCAGCCAUGAGGACCAGCUGGAGUCCAACAGUCGCUUUGAGAAGUUACAGCAGAGCAGCCUGGUCGAAGAGGUCAGUAGAUGACAGUCAGACUUCCAGAACUGUGUUUAAUGGUCAUGUUUGGUGCACAAGGAGGCCCAGAAGAAGGUUUGUUGUGGUUUUGAGUUGGUAAUAAGUCUCAACUCAGUUUUUUAGUGUCAGUGAAGGUAAUCGUACUGCGUUUUAAACACCGAUUCUUACUGUAUUUGUUGCAGCUCCGUCUCACUUUUUUCACCAUCGUAUCUGUAACAAGUUAAUUCCUUCCACCAGAGACAUAACUCUGCAUAAUAAGGCAGUAAUCACUUAGAAAUUCAUACCUCAUAAAACGAGAGCAGCACUUUCCCCAAAUGGCAGGUGCUUUAGUUUUAACCAAACAUCACUCAGUCUGGAGUAAAGACUGGAUUGAUGGGGACUGUUUUCUUCUUAGUCGCUCAUUUAUGAGUUUUUAAUCGUGUUUUCGGCGAUAAAGCACACUGCACAGAGGAGUAAGAUAAACAAGCUUUGAGUACAGAGACAACACCUGUUCGCAGGAUCCAUUCAUCGUUACUUUUCCACCUUUAAAUUGGAUCUUUUAUCAAAAUGUCAUGUGUACCCAUUAUUGGAAACGUUGAGUGUUUAAGGGCCUGUGUCCACUUACUGGCGAAACCAAUGCAAAAAUGUGGCCCUCCCAGCACUGCCAGUUAAAAUAAAUCAAUUUUUUUGUCAUAUCUCAUUUCUUCUUCAGUGGCCGAUAAAAAUCGUGAUAGAGCAGAACUUGCAUUAUCACAUACCACAGUUCAUCUCAGGCACCCAGAUUAAAUUUUCAGCUCCCAAGCUUGUACUUAUUCCAGAAUAUGAUUCCUUUCUGUAAAAUUUCUUAGAAAAAAAUUAAAAAUUAAGCAUAGAAGUCAAAUUAAAGUGAAUUUAAUGAUCACAACAGAUAAAUCAUGUAUUAAAGAUACGGAUGCUGCCAGGACAAUAAUGCAUUCAGUGAACACAGGCCCUAUAUUAAUGUAAAUACAGUGAGGACGUCCCUUCGCCAGUAAUGGACACAUUUUUAAGCUAUGUAAUUUCUUGAAAUAAAGUGAAUAUUGAUAAAAAUCUGAUAAAAUUGAUUUUACGUUGUCUGUGUCUAAGUUGACGCUGCUAGCACAAAAAAAUGAAUUUAGUGGACACCGGCCCUAUUACAAUGGAAAGACAGUCAAGCUUUCACUCUGUCUAUAGCUAGGCUAAUUUUUGAGUUAUAAAAUUUCCUGAAUUAACACAUAUAGAGCAUAAAAGUCAAGUUAAAAUACAUUUAAUGAUCAGAACUUGGGUUCUCUUUGUGUUAGAGUUGUAGAUACUGCCAGGACAAAAAUGCAUUCAGUGGACAUCGGCCCUAUUUUAAUGUAAAUACAGUGAGGACAUCUCUUUGUCAGUAAAUGGGCAAUUUUUGAUGUAUAGAAAUUUUUGAAUUUAAAAAAAUAAUUAGCAAAAAGUCAAUUUAAAAUCAUUUAAUCAUUACAACUUAGGUUCUCUUUGCGCUGGAGUUGUGGAUGCUGCCAGGACAAAUAUAGCAUUUAGUGGACACAGGCCCUGGUAUAAUGUAAGGACAAUAAAGACAUCUCUUUGUCAGUAAUGGAAAAUUUUUGAGCUAUAAAAAUUUUUGAAUUUAAACAAAUAUCAAGCAAAAAAUCAAGUUCAAAUACAUUUAAUGAUCAUAACUUGGGGAAGUUUUGUGUUGGAGUUGCGGAUGCUGCCAGGACAAAUGUAGCAUUUAGUGGACACGGGCCCUAGUAUAAUGUAAAGACAGUCAAGGCAUCUUUUGCAAUAACUGGGCUAAUUUUUUUUAGCUAAAUGAUAAUACUGCCAGUUGAAAACACAUGUAAUGGAUUAAUUCCCAAUAAAUGUAAUUGAUAUUUUUAGCCUAAAAACCAUCUAUAUCUAUCUAAUAUCUAAUAAGAUAUAGAUAUCUAUCUAUAUCUAACAUCUAUAUUAUGUUUACUCUGAAAAUAUGUGGUCUCUAGGGUGCUAAGGUUUAUAGAAAUGUAACACUAGUGCAGCGAUUUGUUGACCGUUUUUGAAGUUGAAGCAUUAAAGAUUAGACAGUCAUGCUGGAUAGUGUAGGUAGGUGUGUUUUUGUGCACUCUGUUGGGUUUUUAAGCAUAGCUGACUCCAAAAGAAAAGGGUUGAAUCAGUCAGAUUUGUGUGUGUGGGUGCACUCACACAGCUCGGUUUGACUGCAUGUGCAUUCUGCGGAUGGGUAAGUAAUGUGUGGUAAUUUGCUCUAGUGUGCAGAUCCACUUUGCAGCCCUUCAGCGUGUGUGUUUGUGUGCAAAUUAGGCCUACAGGGGCUGAUUGUUGUGAUGUAAUUAGUCCUGCUCUAAUGAAUACACUGAUCUGUCUGGCAACAUCGCUCAGCAGGGGAGGAGGAAAGAAAAAAACAGGAGAAACGCUGUCAAGGGUGUGGGUGAAGUUUGACCGCAAGCUGGUGUAAAACCCGACCUUUGCAUUUUCUCUACGUCUUGUUUAAGAGCGCGUAUGUACGCAACACGUGAAUGGAAGCGUUGCAUUUGAAUACAUCUUACUCAAUAAGUUCAAUUCAUGGGAGCGUAUUACUGGGUACAGAAAUAGCCCAGAGGCGGUGUUGUCGGAAGGUCAAACAUGUUGUGGUCGCGCUUUCAUAUGCAUACAUUUUAGCAUUCUGGCUUGAGGCAGUCCGUUCAAUAUGACCAGUUUUAAGCUUAGUUUUUAUUGAAUAUAAGCUUUAUUCCAAAGCUCAGAUUGACGGUGUUACAGGUAAAACACUAAAGUGUGGAUUUCACUGUGGUCGCUCUCUAAAUCUCCCCUCCUUUGAGCCCAGCCCAAGUGUGUCUCAAUGGGUUAGCUUUUGUCUACCAGACAUUGGUUACGCCUUUCCAAAGGCUUGCAACACAUGUAAUAUAAACAUUACUUCUAUAUACAGCCAAGUCAGAUAGUGGAAAUAACUUUGAUAGUGCCAAGUCCUCAGGAAUUUGAUAAAGAUAGAGUCCUUUGACUUCUAAAUAUUCUUACUACAAGUGUGAUUCUCCCCUUAAGUAUUUUAUUCCAGUUUUUGAGUUUUUUUGUUUUUUAAGGGAAAAUAGAGCGUGAGUGGGAUGUCUUCUAUCAUAUGAAAUGUGGGUCUUCACUUAAACUUGGUGGGAACGGUUUGUAUUCAAACUGUUACUGGCUGUUCAACUUCAAAAUAUACAACAUAUACCAGCGUCAGGCCGUCUGAAAGAGUCUGUUGUUUGAUGCAGCAGAGGAUGGUCUUAUCGUAACCCGACCAUCGUAUGGCACUCUUGACGUUUGCGUACUAACACAGUAGUGUUGUGAAUCACUCUGAGGCCUGUUUCGUUCCUCUUUCAGUUUAGUGUAGCUCAGCCGCGAGCCUGGCAUGCCGGUCGGGAGUGGAAGAGAGUCUCGUGAUUCACUCACAGCGAAUGAUCAUGUAUCAGUAUGUGAUCGAAACGUCUGUGAACGACAUGGUGAAUGAAACGGAACGACUUCAGGCAGAGGAGGGAGGGGUGUAGCGUUGGUCACGAACUGCCGAGCACCGAUUCGUUAAAACAGUGCAUUAUAGUACCUUUACAUUUAUACACGUGUAUAAACUUUCCUGCAAGAAGGAUUUAAUUUCAGCCGAUUUAAAGAAACACGCUAUUUGGUAUCUUUAAAAGUAGCAGAAUCCCAGCGACAGUUGCGAUGUUUAUUUAUUUUCAAUCUCUCCAUUUUUCCGCGGUAUAAAAGAACAACGACUCAAUUCAGUACAGUCAAAAGAACGGUUCUUCCCAUCAGUAUAACACAGCCAGUAUGUUUGGCUGUUGGUAUAAAAACAGGCAACAGUGUUAAAAAUGUCGAAAAGAGAAAAAAGAUAUGAUAAAGUUUACAUUUAUGAUCGUUCGUCUCGUUUUUGUUGCUCACACCAGUUUGAACCUGUUCUUGGAAAGUUAGCUUUGGCUUUUGUUUGUUGCACCAUCCUUGGACUCGGCCUCAGGUACGUCCUUGACCUGUAUCGGUAGUUGUUUCACCAUCGGCAGCCUCUGAUUAGCCGAGUGACUGACGGCUCAUGUUGCUCUGGAAACUCGGGAUAAGACUGAUUGGCAGAGCAGGAUGUUACACCUCACCGUUAUCUCUGACAUGUCAGGUGGUUCAGUCAAAAGAGACCUUUACUCCUUGUUCGUGUGCUUACUUCUUCCUCUUUAAGGCGCUUGCUGUUCUUUUGUUUUCUUUCCAGCGUCCUUGUGUUUUAUUCCCUGCUUCGUUUUUACCUUUUUGUAUUCUGUUCUCUCUCUCGCUGCUGUCACGGCUCUUGUUCUUUUUCUUCCCCUGGCUAACGAUCCAUACCGUCGGACAAUCUAUCAUGAUUUCCACCAUCAUCCUUUCUUUUUUUCCAUUUUUUUUCCCCUCUAACAAUGUGACAGUACAAGAUUUGCCUCUCUCUCAGGGCUUAAAAGCACAUUUAUUCCAAAGAAACAUGCACUGCGAGAGUACAAGAAGCCGUAUGUGCCAUUACGAAGAGUGAUAUCUCAUGAAAACACAUGCCCACAAACACACACAGAUGCAGUUGAGAAAUGAGAUAGCUAUAGAGCGAUGAAUUAGAUUUAUAACUGGGUCGGAGAUGCUUCUGCCGGGUAUUACUCCCUCUGUUACAGGCAGCCAAGGACAUUACUUCAAAGACAGACGAGCAGGGAAAGUAAGCAAGCACACAAAAGAAAGAGAAGAAAGGCAGGAAGAUAGAUGAGGAACAUUGAGAUGAAAACAGAUGAGAAGGGGGUCGGAUACGAAAAUGCGCCUUAAAAAAAAUCUGAAAAAGUGAAAGUCAAUGUCAUUUUCCUCAAGUUGGUUUUUAUUCGCUGUCUUUCUUUGUGCGGCGUCGUUUAUUUUGCAAAGCUAAAGUUCUUGACAAACUAGCCAACUACUAUAGCUAGUGAUGAGCUAGCUAAGUUAAGUUAUGUGAACAGUAAAUGCUACCUAGCUAGAUAAAACAUGAUAAAGUAAACGCUUGUGACCGUACAAGCACAGUAUAUUACUUAUGACAGGUAUGCUAGCUUGAGACUGUUCUAGCUAGCAACUAGCCACCAAGUGGGCUGGGUAUAAAUUCGUAUAUUUUCAUUAAUGCAAAUUUUAAAGUUAGGAAUAUCAAAAUUUUGGGAAAUAGAAAAUAUUUUGUAUAAUUUAGCAUUAGCCUAGUAAAGUACUUAUUCUUUCUAAUUUUCGAUAUUGUCACCUUAUUUAAAUAAUGUCCCAAGCCAUUUUUUGACGAAAAUUAGGCUAUGUUCAUACUGCAGGUUAUGAUGCACAAUUCAGAUUUUUUGUUAAAUCCGAUCUUUUUGUGCCGUCGUUCACAUUACAACAAAUACAGCAUCUAAUGUGAACAGAAUCCGUCCGUGAAGUGACCCGCAUGCGCACAAAUCACAAAUUGCUUUCCGCGCCUGUUUGUGUUGUCGUACAAUGGUGACGUUUGUCGCAUAUUGAUGACGUAUAGGUCGGAUGAACGCGCCCUGAGCGUCCACACUGCAGUCACAUCGGAUACAUAUCCGAUUUAUAUCCACAAACAAAAGAGGCCUGGGUCGGAUUUGAAAAAAAUCUGAAUUGCACUGUUCACAAAUCGGAAUUGACCUGCAGUGUGAACAUAGCCUAAGUCUUUGGCCUAAAUCAUCCCGCCGAAAAUUCUUUUUCGUCAAAAAAUGACUCAGGCCAUUAUUUUAAUAGGGUGAGGAUAUGCAAGUUAGUGAAGAAGCUAAAAGUUGUAAAAAAUAUGGUAACAACAAAACCGGUGUGUUAACAGACUAGAUUGUUAGCACAAAACCUACGCAGUACAACCAGUUGCUAGCAGCUAGCGUUGAAACAGUGGUAGCGUAGUUGUAUAUUUCAUACUCAUCAUUUUUAAACCUUAGUUAUAGUACGAUGAAGACGUUUUGUUUGAGUAAUUUAAUGUAAUUAUUCCUGCAGUUAAAGCUGUAAGACUUAAUUCACCUUGUCGCUACAUAAUCUGCUAAACACUGCAACAUUUAAGAUGCUAGCAACAGUUAUUAAGCUAACUGUCAAUUAGCAGAGCAUUUGGAAAGUAGUGCUGACUGGAAUAUGUGAAAAUUAUAAAUUGAAUCACUUGCUACGUCGAGAAAUAAGAAACCAGGUCAAAGGCACGCGACUGACACAUUUACCAUCACACAGUCCUUCCUCGCCCUGCUGUCGGCUUCACUCAGUUUCAAUCAGCUUGUAGAGUGUUAGUACUUGUCAUGCAGGUGGCAGACCUGUUGUCAGUCUUUAUUUUCCCACAGGGACCCUUUCUGCUCAGCCACCUGCCCGGGGUCAUCGUUGUUGAGAUAGUGUUAGGAGGACACCGUGUCUGUGUCAACGCCUCGCCUGUCCUUUUAUUACAGUGCAUGUUCCCGACUGUGUCCUGAUUUGGAGAUAACUUAAACAAUAUCCUCUCUCCUCUUAUCCGCUCUUAGCGCUUCUGUGUUAUAUUACUUUACUGAUGAUGUGGCCUUCAACAUUAAGAGCCCUCUAUAUUUAAAAAUAAAAAACAAAAGGCUUCAAACCACAAACUAAUCGAUCGUUUCAAAUGUAAGAUUACUGAGGAUUAAUUUGCUUAAAGAUGGAAGUCGUAUGUUCAUUUGUACAAAGUUUAUAUCAUAGUUUUCUCUGUUUUGAGUAUUUGAACACCUCUGUCAUGUGCUCACACAUUCAGUUUACCUUUGCUCACAGUUUGUAGUGACAGACAGGUUGAGCAAGAUGUUUCGUCACUAACGAUAGAGAGUGAUGAUGAUUUUAUGACCUGGUUUACAUCUUGGCUGACGGCAGGACGUUUGCAUUCGUCCUUCAGGCUCUUUAAAUCAUCGAGAUUAGUCAUUUGCUGGCGUAUCUGAUACUUAUUUUUUUACUCACAAGAUUUUACCACACGCCUGACUCAGAAUUCAGCAAUGUUAUCGCUAUUAGUUAAUCUGUUUUACCGGCAACAUUUACGGUUGACGUCUUUCUUCUUUCUUAAAGCCACAUGGUUGUUUCUUGAGGUGAUUUUUCAAUUUAAGUCUGAGAUCUUCUCUUUUUUAACAAACAAACAAGGCAAACAGUUAUUUCAGCCACUGGCUAAACCUUGUGGGCAAUGAACUAUGACUGUAAAAUAAACAAGCAGCAGCUCAGCAUACAGCCCCUUUAGAUGUUCUGUUGCUGCCAAACAGAGUUAAGAGAAUCGUGGAUUUUUAAUGUGAAACUACCGUGUUUAAUGAGUUUGCCAUUUUAUCACUUGCUUUAAGUAAUUACAAAUGAGCGAUCAGCAGCUCAGCUCCCUCCCAAAUGAAUCUUAACAUAAAUCAAGAGGCACCUCAGCUCACAGACCCUCAGAUACUGUGUUGUUGUUUGACCUUGUUCAGACAAUCCUUUUUUGACAUCAGAUUGCUGUUGUUUGUUUUGACCAAAUUCAACACAGUGUCUGAACAUCUGUUAACAAGCUAGCAGCAGCUCAGCUCACAGCCCUCAUUCAUGUAGAGUUCAGACAGUAUUAGGUUCUUAACAUAAAAACUGCUGUUGUCAGAGUUUUUGUCAUCUUUAUCUCUGGAUCUAAGCAAAUACAAUCAGGCUAGUAGCAGCUCAGCUCUCUUCAAAUAAACCCUAGCCAUGAGCAGUUCAGCUCGCAGCCCCUCUGACAUUUUUGCUGCCCUGUAGAGAUUGGACAAUCAUUUAUGGCAUGAAUUUCCUGUUGUUGCUUUUACUAAAUUCAUCACAGUGUUUGAGUUACUUUAAAUGAGCCAGCAGCAGCUCAGCUUGCAGCCCCUUCUUCUGAAAACAGCUAAAAGCUUCCAACACUUGUAAAUGUUUAAUCAAGAGGAAACAUUUCCAGAGGCCACCUUGACUUUCCUCCUUCUGAUCGUAAAUCAGCGGCGUAAAAGUUUGUGUUUACUGGAAGGCGCUUCAGAAAACUGGCACACUUCACGGCUCAUUUUUACGCAGCUCAGCUUGCAGCCUCUUCUUCUGAAAACAGCUAAAAGCCUCCAAGACUUGUAAAUGUUUAACAUCAAAAUUACUGUAUCCAGUGUUUUUUUUCUACUUUUUUUGAGCUGCUAUAAAAGAGCAGCUCAGCUCGCAGUCCCCUCUGACUUGAUUUUGCCCCUUAAAGAUGCAGAAACACUCGUUCUUUUUUUUAUCAUCUUUUUUGGAGGGUUGCUUUGUCAUCAGUACGAUUCAGGGCAAAAGUCUAAUGAACCAUCAAUCACCAGUUUGUUAAGGGAACAGUGUGAAUUACUGUUGCUGUAUUGUUGUUCUCUGUACAGUGCCAAAGGGAAAAACAAGAAUGCGGAACCUGGUUGGAAAACUUGGGUCCACUUUAGGUCUCUUGAGUUGGCUUUCAGGACUCACAACUUCAUUUUAGAAAAUAGAAACAGAACUAGUUUUAUUACUUCUGUUAAAGUUCAUGUUGAGAUUGUGACUUUGUAAAUAAACAGCCUGUCGACCUCAUUCCUGUAUGAAGAAGGUUAUCAGACUUCCCUGAAACACUUCAAGUGAAUCUUCUCCAGCAUCAUAAACUGUACGCAUGAAAACCCCGGAGACAGCUGAUGCGUUUGACGUGAAGGUAUGCGGGCACGCUGAUGAAGGCGCGUGUUUAUCUCUAUGGAAAUGUGACAAGCCUGUCAGUGGAUUAAUGUGAAAAGCUGCCGUGACAGCUCGUGCAGGAAUGUUGCCGCUGCAGGAGGAAUGAGCGUGCAGGUGUGAGAUGAGCCAUCGGCGAACGUGAUCGGGGUUUCAAGGGUUGCGUGCGUCUUGUACCCUCCUGUUUCGAGAAAUGAGGAUCUCCAUGGUGACUGUUGAUGGCCGAUCUGAAAUUGAUUACCCAUAGUGCGGUUUUUCCUCUCAGGGCAUGUUCUCAUAAAGCGAGAGAGAGAACUAACGAUUGCAUGAUAAGGAGACACAGAGGCGAGGGUAAAGUGAAACAAAAAGCCACCAUAAUGGAAUCGGUGGGGAGUUUCUUCUCCAUGGAUCCAUUGUGUUAAAUCAAAUCAAGCAUUCCUGCCACGUCUAAUAAUAAUUUUCAUGCAGACACGGGUGGCUGCACCUCCUACCUGCUUUUACAAUCGCAGCAGCACAGGACAUUACCCGCGGUGCUUUUACUGCAUUAAUUCUCCCAUCCACACUGCAUACUGAUACCCAGCCGAACGGCGCUUCCUCAUUUUUCUCUUCGACAGAUAAGUGAGGCUGCUAUUUUUGGAAACAUUAGAGGAAACGUUUCCAGAGGCCACCUUGACUUUCCUCCAUCUGAUCGUAAAUCAGCGGCGUAAAAAGUUUGAGUUUACUGGAAGGUGCUUCAGAAAACUGGCACACUUCUCGGCUCGUUUUUACGCAGAUUUUUGCCGUUUUGUCUCGCCGUAAAAAGACCAAAAGGUCCAUCUGUAUUACAGUCGCCAAAGUGAUGUCCUUCUGUUUAUGUGUGACCUCCAACAAGACGAACACUCAGCCUUGUUUUUCAGAUGCACCAACACUAACUGACUCCCUCUCUGUCUCUCUGCAGAAAAGUGUGAAGGAGGGAAUCCUUUUAAAGCAAACCAGCUCCUUCCAGAGAUGGAAGAGGAGGUACUUCAAACUCAGAGGACGGACCCUCUACUAUGCCAAAGACUGCAAGGUACGACACGUGAAACCGCCCGAAGUAGCUUGAAUUAUCAAAGUGCGCCGGGAGUUUGAUUGAAGUCAUAAUCUUGAUAUCAUCUGCAUAGAGUUGAUCAGCGGUGGAAAACUCAAAGGUUCCUGAUUCGUUGGGCAGUUAAUGUUCAAAUCGAUUUAGUUUUCCAACGUUUGGGGCGUUUUAAAGAAGAAAAGGUGUAACUAUAAACUAAUGUUUGUCUCCUUCGACUUUCAGUCUCUAAUCUUCGAUGAAGUGGACCUAUCAGAUGCAAGUGUGGCCGAGACCAGCACCAAGAACAUCAACAACAGCUUCACGGUGAGAAGUUUGACAUGAAUCAGAAACAGACAUUUGUCAUAGAUUUCAGUUUUCAUUGGCGAGUUUAACUCGUCAUCCGUGACUAAAGUACCCCAACACUAGGGUUGGGCAUCGAGUCUCGAGCAUCGAUGGUGACUGGGACUAACAUUCUCAUUGUCCCAGAAUCGUUCAAAUUUUAACAUUUCGAUUUCAAGUUUCUUCCGCUAACCAGCCAGAAUCAGAGAAGUGAAAGAAUAAAUGAGUUCUGUUUUCCGCGAACAUUGAGGCGGCAAACAAAUUGUACUGUGUACGGUGGGUCAACUCAAAUAUUAGGGCCCGACCAAAAUGGAUUUUUUGGGGCUGAUGCCGAUACCGAUUAUUAGGGGGGAAAAAAAUCUGAUUACUGAUUAAUCUGCCGAUUUUUAAAAAUGAUAAAAAAUAUAUAUAUACUGUAGAAAUACUGUAGGCUAUUGCUCGUCACACCGACAGGAAGGACGACUGAUCAAACUCGGACCAGAAAAGCGUUUUAAACUACCGCCUCCAGUGCCGGUCGGUGCCUCCGCGUCGUAACUUACGUUACACAUUUCCGAUCCGGUCUCAUUGUCAUGAGGCCGCUGCGCCAUCUACAGGAUAAGUCAGGGAACUUUUCAAAUGGUGGAACAUUCUGAAGUGAAACUGAAUCUUAUUCUAAGCAUUUUAUUUCUGAGAUUGUCGGCAAAAAGCAGCGACUUUUGGCCGAUUAUCGACUAAUCUCGAACGGGCUAAAAUUGGCCGAUUUAAUCGGCUCACCCUAUUGAAUAUCCAACUAACCUUAGCCCUCGUACUUUUCACAGACAAACGACCCGACAACAAAAAUUUAUAUCUAUAUACUGGUUGAAAAUAGCCCUGUGAGUAAUUUAUGUAAAGUUCCUAAAAAGAUAAUGUCAUUUAAAAAUUCAUGGAAAUUUCAUCCAAAAAGACGAACUCCGGUUAGCACCCAAUAGAGAAUCUUUAGGAACCGGAAUCGAAACGAGGAAUCAGAAUCAGAAUUGGAACCGGAAUCAUUCAAAAUCAAAUGAUGCCCAACCCUACCCAACACUGAUUCGGUGGAUCACCUGAAUAGUUUGUUCAGAUAUUCAUGAUCCCAAGAAGCUAAAACUUGACGACUUUGACGAUUGCCCUGUCUUCUUACAUUCUGGCGGUGUCCUUGUUUCUCCUCCUACAGGUGAUCACUCCAUUUCGCAAACUGAUGCUGUGUGCCGAGAGCAGGAAGGAAAUGGAGGACUGGAUCGGCGCUCUUAAAUCCGUCCAAAAAUGGGAAACCUACGAGGUUCGUCUCCCUCUCGGUCUGACAUUAUUCAUCCCGCCGGCUGACACCCGGGGAUCAGAAAUGUGCCAAAUUGAUGAACCUUUGAAGCUCGUUUGGAGCAUGUAAUCUAUUUUAAUGAGAACAGGCUUUGCUUCUCAAUCCUUUAUUUUUACGUCCAUCUGUUCUUUUGUGAAUACGUGCCCACCUUUUCUUCUUUUCUCCUGGAGAAAAUCCUCUCCUCUUCCUCCUCCUCCUCCUCCUCUUCCUUUUCUCUAUUUCCAGUCCUUUAUCCUCUUGCUCCUCUCUUAUCUGCGUUUCAUUUUGAGCUCUUUGCCAGCAGAUUGAUCUCCCUCAUAAAAUCAGAGUCCCUGCUUUAAUAGGCUAUAAAGACGGCUGAAGACUAGAAGCUGUUACGCGGGCUGAAAUUAAAUUCUCACAGGUUUUUCUGCCUUUUAUGCACCUCGUGUUUUAAACUAGUGCAGUUAGGCUUUUAUUUAUGUCCGCCUCCAAACCCGGUUAGUCUUGGAUUACAUGUUGCUGGUGCUCCGGUGAGCCACAGGUGUGGGAAACGCUCGUUCACUUCAGCUCUUCCUCGAAAACCUGCAUCACCUUCUUGAGUGAAACAGCUUCUCCUCACUCCAGGCUCUCCGUUCACACAAAAACCGCUUUAAUGGUUUCUGUUUUGACCUUUGUGUUUCUCCACCCCCUCCCACGCCGAGUCUUGUUUUGCAUGCUGCACUGAUGUCGUUCCAUAUUCCUCACCUCCAGGCCAGCCAGUUCAACAUGGAGCAUUUCUCCGGGAUGCACAACUGGUACGCCUGCUCGCACGCCAGACCGACCUUCUGCAACGUCUGCAGGGAGGCUCUGCCAGGGGUCACCUCCCACGGCCUCUCCUGCGAAGGUACACACUCACACACGUGCACAAAAUCGUCCGUUUUUAAGACGCUCUUUUCACUUUUUGUGGUUUCAGUUUCUUAUUUGACUGUUUUUCUCACUUUCCGAUGUGAUAUUUUAACAUUUAAGUGCUCUGCAUGAUCACAAACCUCUGACUCAGACUUAUGUUCCCUGUUCGCCAGCGCUCUCAGCAUUGUAAAGGAAUUCAGAGCAUGUCACAGAGAGUAGAGAUGUAAGUUUAUAGCUCCUUAUCGCAGGGUGAGGCAGGUUACAUCAGACGCCUGACACACUUAUAGGAGACUGAGUAAAACUAUUUCCUAACUUCGCCCUCAAGGUAAAUAACUCAGAAAGACGCAUGAAGAGUUUUUGCCUCAACAGCUUAAUUCAGUCUUGGAGUAACAGAAGAGUUAAACGAUAUUUUCUCUUCUCUUUGCAGUCUGUAAGUUCAAGGCUCAUAAGCGCUGCGCAGUCCGCUCCACCAACAACUGCAAAUGGACCACGCUGGCCUCCAUAGGAAAUGACAUCAUCGAGGACGAGGAAGGGGUGAGAGAUUAGAUAAGAGUUUGUUUUCAUGUGAUAAGAGGUGAAUUUAUCUGGUCGGCUGGUUACCUCAUUGAGUUCAGAUCAUCUAUCAGGACUUUUGUUCAAGAGUUCGGGUCUUUGAUUAAACCUGGUUCAGCUUCACUGUAAUGAGUCUUAACUGGACAGUGAUCGAUGUGAAAUCUGCUGCAUUGAUCAAUAAUUUACACUCUUAUUUUAGCUUGAAUCAGCUCCUCUAGUUUUCUAAUAUUCCAUCUUUGCUUUGUGGUAACGCUCUCCUAAUAUUCAAUCGUCUUUGUAAGAGAAAGCGAAACAUUUACUCGUGGUCGUGAUCUUCAAAUAAAAGCCUCCAAAAAUAUUAAAAGAGGUUUCAUCUUUGAGUGAAAAAUUUUGUAACCUUGCAGAAAAUCAGAAAAAAAAACAAAUAUACUGCUUGAAAGCUUUUAUCUAAGUGUCCUUAAAACCAAAAAAAAACAAAAACAAUAAUGUUGUAAAAUGAUAAAAGUGAGAAUGAAAAAAAUGUAGUUGAUUCUUUUGAUGAUAAAAACAAAACGCCAAAGAUGGUGAAAGUAACAAAAAACAUGAAGAUAGCGCUUAAUUGUCAAAGAUAAUGCUGAAAAUGAUGCUUUAAUGGUGCUGAGAUGGUUUUAAAAAAUGCUCAAAUAAAUUUAGAAACUAAUGUUGAAAAGGAUAAAGUUUAUGUUGAAAAUGAUGAUAUAAUGGUAAAUAUGAUAAAGAUGCUUAAAUGCUAAAGGAAUGCUUAAUAAAAGUGAGGCUUAAAUAGUGAUUAAAAUGAUAAAAGUUAUACAUAAAGUAAUGAUCAAGAUGUUGGGAUAAUGUUUAAAAUAAUGUUUAAGAUAAUGAAGUUCAACUUAAAGACAUUUAGAUAAUGCUUGCAAUGAUAGUUUAGAUUACAACGGUUGUACUUAAAGUAGUGCUUAAGUUAUUAAGAUAAUGUUUAAAUAAUGGUCAAUAUAAUGAAGUUAGACUUAAAAUAACACUAAAGACAUUUAGAUAAUGCUUGAUGGUUUAGAUCAUGAAGAUUAUACUUAAAGUAGUGCUUAAAUUAUAAAGAUUAUGUUUAAGUAAUGGUGAAGAUGAUGAAGUUAAACUUAAAAUAAUGCCUUAGAUAUUAAGAUAAUGCUUAAAAUGAUGAUCACAAUUAAGAGGAAGCUAAUGAAUGUUACUUAACUUAAGCUUUAACUUAAGAUGGUUAUGCUUAAAAUGAUAUUUAAGAUUAUGAGGAUAAUGCCUUAAAUGAUUCUUAAGAUAAUAAGGCUAUUGCUAAAAAAGGUUAAAGAGAAUGAAGGUCAAACUUGAUAAAAGAUAAUGAAGGUUAUGCUUGAAAAAAAUUUGCAUAAAAAGUGGAGGUAAUGCUUAAAAUGCUGCUUAAGAAAAUGAAAGUUAUGCCCAGAAGAUAAUGAAGAUAAUGCUUGAAAUAGAAUUUAAGCUAUAAAUGCUUUAGACAAUUAGAAUAUUGUUUAAAAUAAUGUUUAGAAAAAUGAGGAUAAUGAUUUAUAUUUGGAUGAUAAUGUUGAAAACGUUGAAUAUUAUGCUGAAAAUGCUGAAAAAGAUCCAGUUGAUGUCGAUAAAUGAAGAUGCUGAAUUUGUCAGGAAUCCCGACUAAAACAAAGAAGUGAAAGUUGUCAGAUUGUAGCACUUUGCCUCUGUGUUUGCAUAGAUCAUAGCAUUCAAAUAAACCCCACUCAACUCAUUCAAAUUUACUGAAAGGCUUCGAUGCAAAUGAGUCUGACCUUCAGGCGGUUUACACCUCGUACUCAUUGCACAUUUCCAUUUCCCUCCCAGGUGUUCAUGCCGCACCAGUGGCUGGAGGGCAACCUGCCGGUCAGUGCCAAAUGUGUGGUGUGUGACAAGAACUGCGGGAGCGUACGGCGCCUGCAGGACUGGCGCUGCCUCUGGUGCAAGGCCAUCGUAAGUGGCUGUUGACUGUCCUGUCAGAUCAGGGUUUCGUAUUUAUUCAUCACAUCACUGCCAGUUUUGAGAUGCUUUCACUUUUAGUCCAAAACUGUAAGAAAGAGAUAAAAAACAUACGACAUAAAACAAUCAGACACUUUUAUAUGAACAGUGUGAGGAGUGCCCCUAAAACUUUUUAAUCUUGACUCGCUCUCUUGCACUUUCUAAGACUGGAGGUUUUUAAAAGUUCCCCGGGAGUCAUCAGAGUGAUAGGACGGCACUAAAGGUGGGAGCCGAGAUCUCCAGGGGGAAUAGGGGGGAGGAUGAGGAGGGAGGCAGGUUUAAAUGAGAAAUUUCACAGGGUAGAUGAAUUUCUGUCCGCUGAGUCUGACCUAAUUUCUUGGCUGCCUACAGCAAGACGACUAUUAAUAAUUUUCCUGCGCUGGAGCAUUAACGCCUCUUAGAUUGGCCUGUUGAGUCUGAGUUAAAAUUAAUCCUGGAGGAAAAACUUCUGCAAAUAUGAAACUGAACUUGUGAAAGUUUUAUUGAAUUUACCUGUGAUGCAUUUUAGAAAGUGUUAGUUUUUACAGCUGGAAGUUUAAAUCAGAAAAAGAAACUAGUUUAAUUAGAUUUUUAGAGGUCUAUUUUGGUGCCUUUCAGCCUUUUUCUUUCUUUUUUAACUUAUAACUUUAAAGUUUUACUGCUCUUUUUAGUUUUCAUUGGCAAUUUCAGAUAUGUGUAAUGUACAAACUUUGAGAAAUUUUUUGCAAGUUUAAAAAAGUAAACAGAAAAACUUUCAAAUUAUGUGUAUCCUUCUCAGAAUUAAUGAACUGCUGUUCAGAAAAAGUGCACCUGACCAAACAAGACUUGAUACGAUUAUGUUGAAACAAAAGAUUUCAAACUUUUUCAUAUCAAAUAUAAAAGUUGAAUAGUUUUAAAAAAAUUUAAGUGAGUUUCAGCUUUUUGUUUUAGAUUUUCAGGGGAUCACUUUAACUGCUCUCAUGAGUAUUUUUUUCUUUUUUCAGCUAAAAGCCCCACAAAUCCGUUACCGUAUUCCGCUUUAUAAGGCGUUCCAAAAUGUAAACAAACAAUUUCCUGCCGUUUCGUAUCAUUUAAAGUAAAGUACAGCUAAAUUUAGUGGACCUCCCCUGAAACUAGCAUCGAGAAACAAGCAGCAACACAUACGCAAAUAAAGUAAGAUAAGUAAAGAAAAAGAGUUGAAUCGUUUAUGUUGAGAUGAAAUCGCUGAAAAAAAAUCGUGAUUCAAGCGAGAAAGUCAGGUGUAGAAAAAUUCUCACGCUCAGUGUUGUAGAUGUUGCAGUUCUUGUCUCGCAGCGCUAAAGGCUUUAUUGCUUUUGCGUGUUAAAUGAAACUUAUCUCCUUCACACACACUGAUCCACAGACACACACAGAAGUGAAUCACAGCCACAGUUGUAAAGGUUCAGAACUGACAUUUGGUGGGUUUCAGAGGGAUGUAAUGACCUUUCUGCUUCCACUGAAAUAUAGAAUUGCUAUGGAGACUGACUCUGAGUGUGUAUGUGUACGUGUGUGUGUUGUGUUUGUGUGUGUGUGUGUUUCACAGGUUCACAACAGCUGCAAAGAACAAAUGGGAAAGGUGUGUCCCCUGGGUCACUGCCGAGUGUCCAUCAUUCCUCCCACUGCACUUAACAGCAUCGACUCAGAUGGUGAGACACCCUUUGCUCCUGCACACACACACACACACACACACACACACACACACACACAGAGGCCUUUUGUUUGAAGAAUUACAUCAUCAGAGGAUCAAUGUAAAAAAAUGUUCCCCUUCAUCUCGAACAUUCUAAUCCUCUUUGAUGUUGAUGAUGUGACUUUGGAAUGGGACUUUUCCUCGAAAAAACUUAACCUACUACAGAGUAUUAGGGCCAAAUACAGCAAAAAAAAUGAAGACUACUUCAUUUUAGAGAAUAAAGUCAUAAUAAAAAAUAACUUACGAGAAUAAAGUCAUAAUAAAAUUAUUACUUACGGAAUAGAACUUUUCCUCGUAAAAACCUCUGUAACCCUACUACGUAGUAUUAGGGCCACAUUAUCAAAGAAAAAAUUAAGACUUUGUAAUAAUCAACAAAAAAAAGAGCCGUAAUAAAAAUCAUUUCUUACGCAAAUAAAGUUGUUAUAAAUUUGUUAUGAGAAUAAAAAUGGAAUAAAUAAUAACUUAGGAGAAUAAAGUUGUAAUAAAAUCAUUACUUACGAGAAUAAAAUUGUAACAAAAUUAUUUCUUAUAAGAAAAAAGUCAUAUUAUAAUCAUUACUUAUGAGAAUAAAGUCGUAAUAAUAUCAUUACUUAUGAGAAUUAAGUCAUAACAAAGUCAUUACUUCGGAGAAUAAGGUUGUAAUAAAAUAUUUACUUUUGCAAAUAAACUCAUAAUAAAAUAAUUACUUUAGAUUUUAGUAAUAAAAAAGUCAUUUUUUUUUUUCUUAACGUGGCCCUAAUACUCCAUCAUAGUACACCUGUCUUAAUUUUUUGCGUUAAAAAAAACUUGAGCAUGUUGAAAUCCUGUCCUUCAGGUUUUUGGAAAGCCACCUCAGCGUCCUGCUCCAGUCCCCUCCUGGUCCUCUGCAACUCCAAAAGUGGAGACAACCAGGGAGUCAAGUUCCUCCGCAAGUUCAAGCAGCUUCUCAACCCGGCUCAGGUUUUCGACCUGAUGAACGGAGGACCUGAACUCGGGUACUUUGUUUACAGACUCAUUAUUACGACAUUAUUAUCAGUAAAUGUUUUGACAAAGCAGAAAAGUUAAAGUCCUGAACAGACUGUGUUUAUUUACUGGGAAACGUUGGAUUCGUAGGAGUUUCCACGACUCAUUUGAUGGAAUCACUGAUGCUGCAGUUUUUCUUCAUCUUCAUCGUAACAUUUGGUGCUCAUCUUCUCCUCUGUUUUCUCCUCCUCCUCCCCCUCAGCUUGCGCCUUUUCCAGAAGUUUGUGACGUUUCGUAUCCUGGUGUGCGGCGGGGACGGCAGUGUGGGCUGGGUGCUCUCAGAGCUGGAUAAACUCAACCUCCAUAAACAGGUGAGCUGGAGGACGAAGAAGAAGAGGAGGAAGAGGAGGAGGAGGAUUUAACAGUGAAUUAUUGCUUAUUUUCAAAACUUUGAAAUAGAAAAACUGCCUCUUAGAAACGACAGAGGAGCAGAACUUUGAACUUCUUCAGGUUAGAAAUCUUUUAGCUGCAGUUCCAUCCAGAUUUGGCAGGAACGUUUCUGGAGGAUGUUUGCCAAAUCUAUUUUGAUCGCUGAAACGUCCGAUUAAAUUAGCACAUAACUGAGACUCCAGGGAUUGGUUAUAAAUAAGAGUUUUACCUUCUUGUCUCACCCCUCCUGAUGCGUGAGAAAACCAAUGAUUGGUGCCAGCUGAGGUGAAGCAGAAACUCUUUGAUUGGUUGAAGUCGAUGGUUUUACACUUUUGGCCUUUAGAAAAAUGCUAUUGACAGUUGGCAAAUAACAGAAGCAGAUAAAGACGAAGCUGCUAAAUGGAAAUUACCUCUGAUACACUUCUUAUUCUAACCAAUAGAUCAAUUUCACGGCUUUAAUCCAAAUUAAUUAAAAUUAGCAUGGUUCUAAUUUCAAUCGAGUGUUUAAUCUGGAGAGGUAAAACUGUUGCAAAUCAUUUCUGGUAAAUUCAGGUCAUGCUAGAGUGUACGGUUCAAACAGCUUCAGAAUCAGCAGAUGUGAUGUUUCCAACAUUUAUAAUAUCAUCCCCAUUUUACAGGCAAAUAAGAAGAAAUCUUUUUUUAUUUUCAAGGUGUUCAAGUUUAUAUUCAGAUUUGUUCAGAAAUAUGAUUCAUCUCUAACUGCGUUCAAUAGAAAACUGGAUGUUAUCAGUUCGUUCGCAGAUGAUGUACUGGUAUAUUUUUGCAUUUUCUGUCCCUGAAAAGUGUUUUUUUUUCACUCUGUCUGCAGUGCCAGCUGGGUGUGCUGCCUCUGGGUACAGGUAACGAUCUGGCUCGUGUCCUCGGCUGGGGAGGCCUCUGUGAUGAUGACGCUCAGCUGCUGCAGAUCCUCGAAAAACUGGAGAGAGCCACCACCAAAAUGCUGGACCGGUAAGGAGCUGAGAAUCGAUAAAGGAAGGAAGAUUUCUAGUGUGACCGUUAAUCACAGGAACCGCUGGAUGCCUUUGGAAUUACGUUAUCUUCCGUGUUAUUGCCUAGAGUGACAAGAGAGAGAUAUGUCCACUUUAAUGUUCUGUGUUUUUAUGAAAGUUAAGAUGUAAAUGGAGGCAAAUUAUUACAAUUUUUAAAAUUUUUUUGUAACUGUCAAUUGAUUCAGUGUUAAAGUGUGAACACAGAAUUAGCCUUUUUGGAUGAUAAGGUUGAUGAAAGAGUUGUGUCAAGUCUUUGCGGAGCUAAGCUAACUUCCUGCUUGAAUUUUUCACGAAAUUAGCUAACGUAAAUAUCCUUCAAAAUUCCAAAUUUAAAAUUUCGGCUUUCUAAGUAUCAAAUGGGCAAGAUUCAACUUCGAUUGGAGUAAGAGCUGUUGGUGGAUAGAUUUUGUAAUCUUUCACAUAGCCGAGCUAGCUUUUUUCACCCAUUUCUUGCCUAUGCUAAGCUAAGCAGCUACCGCAUUAGUAACGUCUUCAGCCAACAUACAGGAUUUUUUUAUGUAACUUUUUAUAACUCUUAAGGUCCUUACACACCGGGAACGACGCAAAUAUACGACGUAAAAUCACAAAAUCAAAAUGCGAAACUUUUGAAAAUUCGACUAUGAUAAGAAAAAAAAAAGCCGCAAUAUCGCAGGAUGGGAAAACGUCGCUGAUGUGAACGCUUGUAUUGACAGGAUACGGGUUCGAAAAAAAAUAUUGACAUCCGAAAUAAUCGCUCCCGGUGUGUAAGGACCUUUUUUGUCUAAGAAUUUUGCAGUUUCCCCCCAUUUUUAAAUUUUUGCUAAGCUAUGCUAACCAGCUUCGGGCUUUUGGCUAUUUAUCUUUUCCUGACUCUGCUGUUUCUGGUCGUUUAUUUAUCAAUUAAUAACCUUGUGAAUGUUAUCACUCUGUUUACUUGCUGUUGCAGAUUUUCAAAGUCUGUCUUUGAAUAAUUUCUGUCCUUAGUUUGAUCUUCUGACAGUUUUUUUUUGUAGAUAUCCUGUUCUUAUCAGCCGAUCAAUCACAGAGUAGAAAAAGGAAACCAUUACUAUUGAUUCCCUGCUUCCUCCUGUCUUGAUCUGAUAACCUGAUUUGUAAAAAAAGUUCAUUUCCUGAUGUUGUGCGCGUGUCUGUGCGUCAUUAGAUGGAGUGUGAUGACUUACGAGGUGCCCACCAGCGCUAAACGCACGCCGAUCGUGAAAGAAGACGACAGCCUCGAUUCUCCUCUGCAGGUAAAUGACUCUGCGGGAACUUUGAGAGAAAACACCUGCUUGUCGGCAGAUGGUUUCCAUAAAUUAGCCCCACGAAGCCAGACCUUGUGUGCCGGAGAAAUGGUUCUGAAAACAUGCUCGGAGGAGGAUUACGCCUGGCAGCUGGAAGCCAAAACAAUCAGACUCACGCCAGAGGGGAACGUGAAGACUUUGAUUGAAAUCUUAGAAAGCUCUUAACUCAUAGAUGGAGGUUAAAGGGCAUCCUUUAUUUCGCUCUGUGACCAUAUUCUCCUCGUGUGUUUUUCUCAAAGGUGUGGUCGUAUUUUUCCAGACUUAAAGCCACACAUUCGUCAUUUCUCUGUUAGUUUAAAUGCUAAUACAACCAAACUGAAGGGAUACUUUAUGAGUGACAGUGGCUUAAAACUAUGACGGCUACUCCUGUUGAGUGUUUUAGGAAGUUUUUGUGGAAAGCUCUCUGUAAAUAUGUACAUUUAGGUGUGGUGUUGACACAAAGUCUUAAGAAGCAAACUCGUGAUCCUCAGGUGAUAUUUUGAGAUGCCCGAUGUUUGAAGAGGAAUCACCUGAAGGUUUUAUGUUAUUGUAGUUUUCUAAAGUUUGUAAAGUUAUAAUGUUGGACGUCAGAAUUAUUCAUGAGCAGAGUCUCAGAUUACAAGAUGAAUGUGUGUUGAAGUGAUCCCCAAAUAGGACGACAGGGUGCUCCGGAUGGUUUCUCCUAAAAGUCACACGGGAAUUCAGUGAGAUCAGGAUGAGAUUUGAUCAAACUGUGACAUCACCAGACAGUAGAAGGGAAAAUUUGUCAGUGUGUUUAAAGAAAUGUAACUUUGUUGAAAGAGGAUUCCGGAAUGUUGGGUUUUGGAAUGCCGGGGAGGGCCUAAAAGGCAUGGUUGACAAUCUGAGAAGCAGUUGGAAAAAACAGAGCCGUUGAGACAGAUUUGAAAAAAGCGUCCCACCCCCCCCUCACAAACCUCUCCCCACUGUGCUCCCCGAUAACUCCCCUAUGAACCUGUCUCGCCCUCCCCACGACACACCCCCUCUGGCAAAGCAAGAAGCCGGCCGGCAGAAGAUCCUACGCUAGCUUCUAAUAGGAUUCACCAUGUCGGAUUGCUUGUGACAGUAAACGCCAGCUCUGCUAGCGAGCGUCGUCUGCAGCUGCCUGGACAGCUACCUUGUCGACAUUGCAGAGACUAAUAAGAGUAACGUGUGUCUCAACGUCUGUCUCAACGUCUGUUUUCAGGCAGAGCUUUUCCUCACCGAUGUUUACUCGAGUUAGAUUCCUCGCUUAGUCACAAUUCAUCCUCGUCUCCGCCCUUUCUUCUGUCGGCUUGCGUUUUCUUCCCACUUUUGGCGGUGGGGCAAGCAGAAGUGGGUUUUUUUUGCGUCCUUCUCCAUUGGAACUACAGGAGAGGGGUGUGUCGAAUACAGCGAGGUGAUUGAAUUGAGAGGCGGAGCAUGAGAUUGACCAAUGGGAGCUGUCCGGGACGGAUGGCUCCUAUUGGUCAAUGUGUUAGCAGCCCUGCAUCUGCUGGAGUGAACAUAUUUUUUCUGUUUUUUUCUCUUCACUUUGUGGUGAUCGCACUAUCGGACCAUGAUCGCCAUAGAAACGAGGUUCAUAAUAAAUUACCAAUCUCUCCAAUCGUCAACCAUGCCUUUAAAGGGACAGUGGCUCAGAACAGCUGUGAUUGUUUUGCACACAUCCUCUAUUCUUGUAGAAAUCAUCACUGUACUCGUAGCUGAGGUCAUGAGUGCGAUGUGAUGGUCAUGUUACGAUGAAAGCGCCCUCUGCUGGUUCAAACAGCCAUGAAAGUGAUUUUUCUUUCGUGAGGAUUUGCUGCUGCAGCCUUUGACUUUCCAACUCUGUCUCAUCUCCCCUCUCAGGUCCACAUCACUCAGUAUGCAGACUCCGUGGCCUCCCAUCUCGCCAAGAUCCUGGACUCGGACAAGCACAGUGAUGUCAUUUCUUCCGCCAAGUACGUCUCACGAGCGCCUUCAGAAAAAAAAAAAACAAUCAAAGUUUUUAAGUCGGGGGGGAAAGAUGGCGGGAGAGGAAAGAGGAGAGGGAGAGGAGUGAGAGUCCAGUCAAUGCUUAUUGAUCCUCUUCCUUUGGUUUCAUCCCUGAGGACGCCAACUAUCUCACACACAGACACACACACACACACACACACACACACACACACACACACACACACACACUCAGCAGAAAGGACAUUAAGUGGUGUUCGCCUGUAAGUGAAGCAGACGGAUAGAUCAGUAUUUAGGGCUUGUCCUCACUGCGUUACUCCAUUAGUCGUCUCCCUUUGGGGAGAGUGAGACGGCCAUUACCGAGCACUUUUACCCUCCGCCUGUGUGUGUGUGUGAGUGUGUGUGAGUGCGUGUGAGUGUGUGUUUCACGCUGCUGCUGAUUGUAACAGAUGCCCUGGGGUAUUUUGUGGAACACUGCAUGAACUUUAGGACACAUUUAAAGCCCACCCUCCUGGAAACACGACACAGGGAGUGGGCUGUAUCAGGUUUUCAAGAGGCCGGCUAUGACGACUCUUUAUCAGUAUUUAAAAUAAUGUUAAAAUCCCUUACAGUGUCUUUAAAAGUGGACUUUGAUUAAUCCGUUUGAGUGAAAUGAGCGUCCUCACAUGAUCUAAUGGUCACAGUUCAAUAAUGAGGAUGUAAGCAUUUCAAAAUAAAAGCAGGACGAUGUUGUGAGUGUGCAGAAUCCUCCCUGCUGAGUCAGACAGCAGCAGAGUAAACAGAGUGUGUGUGUGGAGAACAGGUGUAGGCGAAUUCACCUGCUCAUAGUAGCGUUCGUCACGUUAACCCUCACCCCUUCAUCCUCCCCUCUCCGUCAGGUUCCUGUGUGGGACGGUGAACGAUUUCGUGGCGGAGGUGGGGAAGGCGUACGAGAGAGCCACGGAGAACAAGGAGGAGGCCGACGCCAUGGCCAAGAAGGUAAAGGCUUGUGUUUAGCGCGCGUGUGUGUGUGUGUGUGUGUGUGAUGUGUGUUUAUUAUAUAAGUGCUUGUGUAACAGUCAGAAGUGGGCCGUGUAGGUGUGUGUGUGUGUGUGUGUGUGUUUGGAGGUUUCAGAGUCAUCACUCCCUCUGCUACUUCACAUUUUUCAGCUGAAACAAUGUCAAAGAGGCACUUCUGCUGCAAUGUUUCCACUUUUUAUCCUCCAAUUCUUCAGCGUUUCAGAGGAACAUUCACUCAGAGCGAAACCGAACCCUUUUUUUUUUCAGCACAUAUUUUUACUGAGACUGAAACGGAUUUGUUCGUUAGUUAAUCGGCAGGAAAUUAAACCUCAUUCUAACAGCAAAAUAUCAAAGUUGAUUUAGUUUUUCUGGUUUCCUGCAUUGCAAAAAUUUUGUGUUUUUGUCUUUUUUGUUGUCAGAAAUGUCUCAUAAGUAGGACCUGAUCGAUAUGGAUUUUAUGGGGCUGAUACCCAUUAUUAGGGGGGAAAAAAAUCUGAUUACCAAUUAAUUGGCCAAUUUUUAAAAUUUUUUUAUGAAGUUUAAUUUUUUUUAAUUGAAGUAAUAUAUCUACAUAUUUACUUUUUUUUUAACAAAUGGCCUUUCAAACACUUCUUCACUCUGCUGUGCUGUGAGGUAGUUAGUGGAUUCUCAUGAGGUCGCUGCGCCAUCUACAGGAUAAGUCGGGGAACUUUUCAAAUGCGGAACAUUUUUGAAGUGGAACCGAAUCUUAUUCUCCACAUUUUAUCUCUGAAAAUAUUGGGGAAAAUCUGCGAGUUUUGUCCAACUACAGAUUAGUCUCAAACGAGCUAAAAUUGGCAGAUUCAGUCGAGUAGCAGCUGCCAGUAAGCUAGCUGUAGCAGCCCUCUGAAAGAUGGUCGUUUUUAAUUUUUAGUGCAUUUGUUGUGUUAAGAAAUUCAACAUUUACAUAUACUUUGAAUAUGAAGGUGUAAAGAAAGGCUACAAUCGUCUGAAAUCAAAGCAUGACCCAAUAAAUUUAUCUUUUCCACGAAUAAAUCAAGAAUCAUCUUAAUUGCUAAGAUAUUUAUGUGUAUUUGAACAUAUUGUGCUUAGAUUUGUUCAAUUAUACAUGUUUUUUCAACUUAAAUAUCUACUCUGUAUUUUUCAGUUUGAUAAAAUACAGAAAUCCAGAAAUCUAAUUUCUGCAUAGUCAAGUAAUGCCACGUCGACUUUCCAGUUUAUAUCAGUAUUAAAAGUUAAAGUUAUAUUUUUUCGUAGUAUUUCAUGUAGUGAACCUUAAUUUGAGACACAGUUUAUACACGGCUGGUGCAACAGGCCAAAAGACAGCAGACUGUCAAAAUAAAAGCCCCAAAAACAAUGGUUUUAUGAGGCAGUUUCUGUUUAAGGUUUGAUUAAACAGAUGAAAGAAAGUGAGUUGUGUUUAUCAGCAAAUCUCAUAAAUUCACAUGUUGUUCAGUAUCAGUUUCAUAACCAGCUGAAAACUCCCUACAGGAGCUUUAAAAAGGUUGUUGAAGAUGUUUCCUAAAGGAGUAUUUUUGUUUUUUUCUCAGCAGGCAGAGGCUCCCUGAGCUUUGACCAAACCUGUACUUACAGUCAGAGCUUUUUAAAACUCCGUCAGCUUAUCUGUAUUUUUCCACAGACAGUAAUGUGAAGCUGAAGUGGCGCCUGGAGGGAAAUUCUUUCGAUUGCUUUAACAAUAAAUAAAAGCUCUCUGUGCUCUGUAAAGGUAUUGAUUUCAUGCUGGUAACUGCAGCUACAUAUAUGCGCAUUAAGAAAUCUGGGUCGUCACUCUGGUUUGCCAUUUCUCCACCUUACACUCAUUUUUAUAUAACUCUAUCUCUUCUGAUGUCUCUCCCCAGUGUGCUCUGCUGAAUGAGAAACUCGACUCCCUCGUCAAGGCCUUAAGUGAGGAAGCAGAAGCUCAGGUAGAAGUACGCACACUCACCAGUUAUUCUUCCCCCACAGAAAAGACACAGAGAGAGUGUGAAAAACGCAUUUCAGCUCACGUCAAAAUACAGUUUCAUGAAGUAUCAAUAAUGAUUAUAAUAAUAUUUAUAAUUUAUUAUUAUAAUUAUUAAUUAUAAAAUUAAUAAUGCUAAUGUUUAAACAAUAUUGAUAAUGAUGAUGAUGAAAAUUAAUAAAAUAAAAAUAAUGGUAAUAGUAAUAAUAAAGUAAAAAUAAUAAUACUAAUAACAACAGCAACAACAAUAAUAAUAGUAAUAAAAAUAAGGAUAAUACAACUUUAAUACUAAUUAUAGUAAUGAUAAAAAUAAUAAUAUAAUAAUAAAUGAUUAAUAAUGAUGAAGUUAAUAAUAAUGAUAAAAAUUAAUAAUAAUAAAAAAUAAUAAUACUAAUGAUAAUGAGUGAUUAAACAAUAUUAUAUUGUAUAUAUAAGUUAAAAUAAUUUUGACAACACUAAAGAUGAUGAUGAUAAUAAUUAUGAUCAAACAAUGAUAAUGAUAUUUUACUGAACAUGAUAAUAAAAUUUGUAAUAAUAAUAAUAACAAAAUAAUGGUGAUGAUGAUGAAAAUUAAUUUAAAAAUAAUAACGGUAAUAGUGAUAAUAAAAUAAAAACAAUAAUGCUACUAACAACAACAACAACUUUAAUAAUAAUAAAAAUAAAUAAUAAAAAUACAACUUAAAUAAUAAUAUUAGUAAUUAUAAUAAUAUAAAACGAUUAAUAAUGACAAUGUUAAUAAUAAUGAUUAAAAAAUGAUAAUAAUCAAGAUAAUAAUCAUCAAAAAUUGAUUAUAAUGAUGAUAAUGAUUAAAAAAACAAUAUUAAUAUUGAAUUAAAAAUUAUUUUGAUUACAGUAAUGAUGAUGAUGAGGAUGAUGAUAAUAAUUAUAAUCAAACAAUGAUAAUGAAAUUUAAUCAUAAUUAUGAUAAUAAAAAUAGUAAUAAUAACAAUGAAUUAAUGAUGAUGUUAAAAAUGUUAAAAUAAUGCAAAUAAUCUUACAACAUAAGAGAUUCAUGAAUUACAAAAAUAGAUAACAAGAUAAACUUAUGACAUAAAUGAGAAAGAAAUAAAAGUUAAAUAAAAAUGUUUACACAGAAAUAAACCAACAUAAAAUUAGAGGAAAAUACUAAAAACACACGGAAAAGUGAAAGAAAUUCAAAAUAACCCACAGAUUAAAAAAAGUUGAAAACACACAGGCUGACUGGCACAUUAAACUAAUUAAAAAGGAGCUGCUCUGGCCGGGUUAUGAUUUCCCUCCCCUCUCCGCCUCUCUUUAGUCCGGCCUCCUGCUGUGGUUGUUGUUGUUCACAGAGUUUCACAUUAAAACCGGUGAAUUAUAAGACGGACUCUGAAGUUACAAAGUCAGCUUUAAGCUCUCCAAGGCUGAAGGCAGAAUAACACAUUAUAUUUCUGAGUUACCAAAGCGUUGUUUGCUCUGUGAGGAUAAAAGUCAUCCGAGUUUCUAAAUCCCCCCUGACUCAACCUGAUCCUCCACGGAGCUAACAGAGAAAACUGUGUUUUUCAAACAUCUUAACUUUCCCUGCAGGAGCUCAAACACAAAACAGCUCACAGCUUUUUGUUUUCCUGUUUCCUUUGACUCAAAUUGAUCUCUGUGCCUCAUAACACCUGCAGGAAUCUGCUCUCUGCUCCACAAAAGGCAAAAAGCUGCGAAUUUUAGCUUUGUGUGAAAUAUCUAUUUAUAUUUAAACUUAAAAAAACGGAUAAAACCUCCUUUUCCUCUUUUCUGCACAUCAAUGAAAAUGAACCACUGCCUCCUGCUGCCAGAACAAGAGAUGUUCCUCCACUUAGAGUCCUCACAGAGCAGUAAAAGUAAACAUUUCUGAAUGAGGGGACAUUUUCUGCUUUGGUGAUAAUGUUUAAAGACUGCAGGGUUCCCUCUGCUCUUAAAAUCAAAUCAAACUCCGAGGGGAGCUAAAACGGAGAGAGAGCGCUCCUAACAAGAGGAGAACAGCCGUAAUUUUACUGGUUAUUUUUCCCUCUUUCGCUCACAUCAGGUGGUGCCAGCGGGGUCAGUGCGCAGCCAGGAGAGUGGCGGCUCCAGCCCCGGGGAAAGUGGCGGCGAAUCGGGUUCAGAGGGUAAAACGUACCGGUCCAAGGAGCAGCUGAUGCUCAGGGCGAACAGCCUGAAGAAAGCCCUGCGGCAGAUUAUCGAACAGGCUGAAAAAGGUACGAGAAAGACCCCUCCGAUCACGAUCUUAUUGUAUUCACCGCAGUCCUUUCUGUCCUCCGUCUCUUGGUGCUUAUUUGUCUCUUUUGUCAUCUUUUCAGUGGUGGACGAGCAGAACCGGCACACGCAGGUCCAGAGGAUGUCGUCCUCGUCCUCCAUCAAAAGAGAAAACAGCGAGGAGCUGAAGGAUGCUGAGCCGCGUAAGUGUCUCUUUAGUUUGACCCGAAAGUGCAGGGACGUCUUCGAAAAGGCUUUUUGUACAUUGAAGCAAAAAAACAUCAGAAUUUUAGGAACUCAAAACUACACAGCUGUCUAACUUUGACGACUUCUCUCCUGCUUCGUAAAGGAAAUUAUUCAGAAGUCUUUUUUGUCGCUUGAUUCAGCAGUUGUGUGUUUUUUCAGGUCAAGGAAGUCUAAGUCCCACCUCUCCCAUCGUCCUCGAGAAACCAGAGAGCCUCAACACCGUCACCUUCAGCGAGGACUCUGUGUAAGCUCAUCUGAGUCUCACAGCUGAAUUUUCAUCUUCUAUUAAUAAUCUAGAUUGUCUUAAUUAACAUUUACAUCCUCUCUGUUCUCUGCAGACAAUGUUCAGAAAAGUGCGUCAUGAACAACUACUUUGGUAUCGGCCUCGACGCCAAGAUUUCCCUCGAGUUCAACAACAAGAGAGACGAGCACCCCAAAAAAUGCAGGUAAGAACUCGCCCACCUGGACCAGACCAAGUCGAGUCUCAAGUCUUUGCUCUCAAGUCUCAAGUCAAGUCCAAGUCCACAAACUACCUUCUUUUGAGUGUAUCCUCAGGGUUUGUUUUCUUUUUGAUAAUAAUAUCAAAGAGACAGUUAUUUUGUUUUAUUUGAACAAAUGUUAUACAUGUAAAGAAGGGAAUCAUCUGCAUAGAAAAGAAAGCAGUUAAUAAUUCUGAAAACCUUUCAAGGUUCACAACUCCCUGCAACUUACACUUCAUCAACAGAGCAGUAAAGAAGGAUAGCCAUACACAAACAUACAUAUUUGUAAAUAUACAAUACAUAAAUCAAGGUCAGGCACAUAAAGAAGUGUAUCAUCUGCAAAUGAAGGAAGUUGAUCAACUUAAUUAAACUCUAUUAAAGAUUGACACAACUAGUAAUGCCUGAUUUUAAAAGAGAUUUAUAGUUGUGGAUAUUCAGACAAUAAAUGUGAAAAAAUAACCUCUGAAUUAGGAGUAAAAAGUCAACAACGCUCAAUUUCAAACAAAUUUUAUAGACUUUUUUUAAUGUCUUUUUACUUUCAGUUAAACGUGCAAAAAAUUUAGAUGAGGACAUUGAUUAAAAUGCAGUUUAAAUAAAGGUCAAACAAAUACAGAAGAUCAUCUGCAUAUAAAGAAAGUCAACCACUAAAUCAGUCAUUGUUCAAAAGAUCAAGACUGCUAGUAACUGGAGAUCAUAAAGGAGAGUUUUUAGGUGCGACAACAAAUGUCUAAAAUUUACCUUAAAUCUGUAAAAGUUUCACACCCACAUAUUUUAAGUUUUUAUGUGUGGAAAAAAAACUGGAAAUAUUCUAAAAUAUAAAACUUGAAGUUGGCCUUGUAAAGUUGUGGGGAGAAUUUUUAUUUCACUUUAGAAUUUACUGUUUGAUUAUUAGAAACAAAUUUUUCCCUCGACAUGCUUAAAAUUUAAGUCCUGACAAAUCAAGGAUUUUAUCGUCUGCAUAUAAAGAAAGUCCGGUCAAAACUUCUUCCAGAGUUUGAGACUUUGAGUCGAUCCUGAUCUUACUGAGGUCCACCAACUUUAAUCAUUUCUCCGUUUUGCUGUCUCCUGCAGUAGUCGCACCAAAAACAUGAUGUGGUACGGCGUCCUGGGGACUAAAGAGCUGGUCCAGAAGACGUACAAGAACCUGGAGCAGCGAGUUCAGUUGGAGGUCAGACACACGCCCACAGACACAGAUCCACGCUCACUCCUCUUUAAAAACCAGAAACCUUCUGAGAGCCAAAAUGCUGUGAGCUGUUUCCCUCCUACAUCCUGAGUUUUUCUGCUUUUUAAAUCCUCUCUCUCUCUCUCUCUCUCUCUCUCUCUCUUUCUCUCUCUCUCCAGUGUGACGGCGUUCCCAUGUCUCUGCCGAGUCUGCAGGGCUUGGCUGUGCUCAACAUCCCCAGCUAUGCAGGCGGUAUCAACUUCUGGGGAGGCACUAAGGAGGAUAAUGUGAGUGUCGUCAGUUCAGUCACAGGUUUUUUCUUUGAUGUAAAACCUGCUCAGACUAAUUAAACAGCAGCGCCGCUUAUUUAGAGCGGACUGAUCCCCACAGUGAAAGUUAAUCGUUUUCUCUGAUGUUCAGAACUUUGGCGCUCCGUCUUUCGACGAUAAGAAGCUGGAGGUGGUGGCGGUGUUCGGCAGCAUGCAGAUGGCCAUGUCCAGGGUCAUUAACCUGCAGCACCAUCGCAUCGCACAGGUAGAACACAUCCUUUAACUUUAGCUCCACAGCUACAGGUUUAAAGGAAUAUUCCAACGUAAAAUUAAGUUAGGUUUCUCAAGUUAUACGAACUUUAGUAACGACCGCACGAUAGCAAUACACAGCGGUGGAAGGAGCCAUAAACAAACCUCAACCAAAACACCACUCUAUAGCCACAAAUAAUGAUCAGAACAGCACCUAACUUCAUCAACAGGACAUGUAGGGUCACAGACAUAGUACUAGACACCAAACAUCUUUUUAACUUUGACUGAUUUCUCACCUACUCUUCUGAUUUCUUUAACAAAGAGACUAAACGAACUGGGGGCGACAGAGCCUUCUCCAUUGUUGCCCCCUACCUCUCGAAUUCACUCCCCAAACCCAUCCGAGACUGUUCUGACCCCCACACUUUUAAAUCACUCUUAAUAACACACCUUUUAAAUUGGCUUUUAACCUUUUAUGAACUGUUCUUUUAUUUUAUUUUCAUAUUGUCUUUAACCUUUUACAUCAUUGGUUUUAUUUCUCAAAAUUUUCUGUAGUUUAAAUUGUGUUUUUUCAUUUUAUUUUCUUCUUUUUCUUUGUAAGGCGUCUUUGAGCACCUGUAAAAGCGCAUUAUGAAUAAAAUUUAUAACAACAAUAAUAAUAAUAAUAAUAAUAAUGAUACUAAUUAUUAUUAUCAUUAUUAUUGUUAUAAACACAAGUCACCUCCUCUCCUCCAGCAGCCGCUUGUUUGUAGCGAGACCUCAGGCCAGUCCAUUACGGACUACAGCGGGGUGUCACAGCUCAAGGAAGAACAUUUAUGACCAUUACUUAAUCAUUUCCUUUAAGUAAUAAUCACCAUAUUAAUCAUUUUUCACUGCAGACGCGGUAGUUCUUCUGCCUUAGUGUCUCGGUCUGAUUGUAUUUCCAUGAAGAAACUAUCAUAAAUGUUCUUCCUUGAGCUGCGAAACUCCGCUGUAGUCCAUAAUGGACUGGCCUGAAGUCUCAUUACAAACAAGCGGCUGCUGGAAGAGAGUAGGUGAAUUGUAUUUUGUUUCUUUUCCAAAGAAAUCAGGCAAAGUUAAAAAGAUGUUUGGUGGCUAGUACCAUGGCUACUAUGGUUUGACCCUAAAUUAAUUUUACGCCGGAAUAUCCCUUUAAAUUCCACUCACAUGUUAAACCCUUUAGAUCCAACUCUGUGCCACAUUGUCAACAGGAAGCGAUAACUUCUUAAACUUGAUGAAUUCCUGUUGUGAGUUUUAAAAGAUUGUUUAGAAAUCUGGAUAAUAAGAUGUAAUCAAACUAAAGGAGCUGAUGGUGUUUGUUGGACUUUAAAAGGUCCAGGUUUUACAGAAUCUGAGGAGAUGUCAAAAACCAGAGAACAGACGAGGUCAAGCAAAAAUAACCGGCGAAAGAAAAAAACAAAAAGCCGACCGCGCACAGAGGGGAAAAGAACGAGGAGUCUCAUCUGACAGCUGCUGUUUUCUGCUCUGUUGCGUCUCAGUGUCGACAGGUGAAGAUCACCAUCCUCGGGGAGGAGGGCGUUCCUGUGCAGGUGGACGGAGAGGCCUGGAUCCAGCCGCCCGGCAUCGUCAAGAUCGUCCACAAGAACCGCGCGCAGAUGCUCACCAGAGACAGAGUAAAUGUUUAAACAUUCAAAUUAAACUUUCACACACAGCUUUGAUAGAAACCUGAACAUUUGGAUUCAAGAAUCCUCCCUGACGUUCAGUUUCCUGCUCAGAGUCCGUCCUCAGCCCCCCGUCUUAGCCACCUGCCCUCGUUGUUGACUCUUUCUAUUUCAGGAUUUCUUAAAUCAAAUUCAGAGCCGCUGUGUUUGUUCUCUCUUUACGCUGCUCAAACCUCUGAGAGCUCUCCUCAGACCAGCACUUUGGGCCGUUUGUUUCCAUGGUUUCCAUCCGUGGAGUCUCUUUGUCCUCCUGAAAGUGGCUUUUAUUCAAUCAAACCGUGAAGCAUCAGGUUUAGGCGAAAUCGUUAGAUUUGAAUGCGGUUAAAACCGUCCAGACGUGAAGGGUUAGAAAAAAAGAGGAUCAUGUAUUUUCUUUUUUUUCCUGCCAGGCGUUCGAGAGCACGCUGAAGUCAUGGGAGGACAAGAGGAAGAUCGACAGCUACCGCGCCUCCAGACCCCGACUCAACUCCCAGCAGUCCAUGGAGUACCUGACGGAGGAGGAGUGCGCUCAGGUCCAGCAGCUGGGACUGGUGGCCGACACUCUCAUCAAUAAGUAAGAAGCACUUAGUGUUUAAUGUUUCAGUACCUCUGAUUCUGGAUUCAGGCUGCUGCUCCACUUUUAUGAGGCCAGGCACAGAGUGUGGGAGUUACUUUUUACACAGCUGUGGAGUCGUGAAAAUAUCCGAGGCAGGUUGUUCGUGCCCUCUUCUCUUUCUGGUUUCAGCCUUCAUUAGAGGAACAUAUUUACUGUUUUCUUUAUAUUUGGGGGAAAAAAACAGACAGAAGAAACUUUCUGAAACAAAAUAAAUAAAAGACGUGUCCUUCAAAGAGCUGCCAGGUUUCGUCGUCUUUUAGCAUCGGCGUAAUCCGGAGGUACGACCACAUCAGAAUCAGAAUCAGAAAUACUUUAAUAAUUCCCAAGGGAGAUAGUAACAGUAAUCUAAUGCAAAUACAAUAAAAGAAAAAAUAGAGAUAAUAUAGAAGUAUUUACACUAUAAACAACACAAGUAGUGACAUCAUUUGCGUAUAAAACAGUAAACAGAGUCCAGGUAAAGACGAGUGACUGAGGGUGUCAGAGUCUCUGAGGGAGUAGGUCGGUAGGUUUUAUUGUUCCCGUGAGGAAAUUCUUUUGCAGUAACUUACAGACCUGAUGUCAGGUGUAUGGAAUUACCUGGAAGACAAAUCCAGGGAUCGCUCCGCCAUCCGUGUAACUCAUGAUAUGAAAGUAUGCUAAGGUUUUGUGAGGACUUUAAAACAACUCGAGGUUUUUCAAAGUGAGAAACUUUCACUGACGAGCUCGAUAAUAAAAGACCUCAGACCUCAGUCCAUUACGGACUACAGCGGGGUUUCGCAGCUCAAGGAAGAACAUUUAUGAUAAUUUCUUCAUGGAGAUGCAAUCAGACCGAGACACAAAGACAGAAGAACUACCACGUCUGCAGUGCAAAAUGAUUAAUAUGGUGAUUAUUACUUCAAGGUAAAGAUGAAGAAAUGAUCAAAAAUGUUCUUCCUUGAGCUGCGAAACCCCGCUGUAGUCCGUAAUGGACUGGCCCGUGGUCUCUCUACGAAGAAGCGGCUGCUGGAAGUAUUGUUCAAGUAUACCCUGAUACCAGGUGUUUGGAUAUACCUGGAAAACAAAUCCAGGGAUCACUCCGCCAUCCGUGUGACUCAUGAUAUGAUAGUUUGUCGAGGUUUUGUGUGACUUUAAAACAUCUUGAGGUUUUUCAAAGUGGGAAAACUUUUCACUGAAAAGCUCGAUAAUCAAAGUUUGUUUUAUGGAGUAAGAAGUCGAGGAGGACGGCUUUUUAGUUUUUCUUAUAAAAGUGUUUCAUGUGCCAGAAAAUGAGUCGGACAUGACUCAUUUGUUUUGUUCUGUCGGGACGUCAUCCUGUAUUUGUUCAGAGUUUGAGCAGAAAACGAAGAGAAAUGAAGCCUUUGGUGUCGAUUCGAAGGUUUACCUAACUGCGUCUUUCUUACUCUGCGCUCUUGUUGAAAUGUUUGAGUCCUAUUAGCUCGUCUGAAUUAUGAUUACAGCUUUUCUGAGUCUCUGAUUCCUCCCUCCUCCACUUCCUCCUCCUCCUCUUCCUCCUCCACAGGAUCCGAGAGGCAGCCAAGACCCACAAGCUGGUGGAGCAGGAGCUGGCUCACGCCGUCAACGCCACCGCCCUGGUGCUCUCCGAGGCCAAACUGUCCAGCCCCGAGGUGAGACUGCGGGGGAGUAAAGGGGGGACAGACGGACACACAUAUGGUCGUUUGAUUUAAGGAAACGUUUUCACUUUAAUUACAUCGAUGUUUAUACUUUAAAUUCACAUAAAGAUAAAAAAACAGGCGUGAUUAUCAGACUGAGACCAGCUGAGUUUAAACCUCACAGUUUGGACUCAAGUCUGGACUUUAAGGUUUCACACUCAAACAAAUCUUUCUAAAAAGAACAAAAAGGUUUUUGACAAAUUAUCCUGAAAGUUUGAGUUAUAGGAAAAUCUGAUCUCAAAGUUUAAAGGGAUAUUGCGGCGUAAAAUUAAUUUAGGGUCAAACACACCGUAACACUGAUAAAGGGUCACAGUCUUAGUACUAGCCACCAAACAUCAUUUUAACUUUGCCUGAUUUCUUUAGCAAAGAGACUAAACACAACUCACUUACUCUCUUCCAGCAGCCGCUUGUUUGUAGCGUGACCUCAGGCCAGUCCAUUACGGAUCACAGCGGGGUGACACAGCUCAAGGAAGAACAUUUCUGAUAAUUUCUUCAUGGAAAUACAAUCAGGCCGAGACGCUAAGACAGAAGAACUACCGCGUCUGCAGUGUAAAAUGAUUAAUAUGGUGAUUAUUACUUCAAGGAAAUGAUAAAGAAAUGAUCAUAAAUGUUCUUCCUUGAGCUGCGAAACCCCACUGUAGUCCGUAAUGGACUGGCCCGAGUUCUCUCGGCUGGGACCUUAUAUGUACUGUUGAUGAAGUUAGGUGCUGUUCUGAGCAUUAUUUGUGGCUAUAGAGUGGUGUUUUUGUUGAGGUUUGUUUAUGUCUCCUCAGACCGCUGUGUAUUACUAUCCUGCGGUCGUUACUAAAGUUGGUAUAACUAGAGAAGCAAGCAGUCGGCAACAUUCAUCUUUCAAGGGGGUGUCUAACUCGGUGUUACGGUGUGUUUGAGCCUAAAUUAACUUUACAACGGAAUAUCCCUUUGAGACCAGACCUCGAGAAGUUGUUACAUUAUUGUAACCUCUGAAAAAAAGAAACAGUUAUGGCUUGUAAAUGACUGUUUUUAGAUCUUUAUUUGUUGUAGGUUCAAUAGUUACUCAUGAUUUAACACAUUUGUAAUUGUGUGUUUAAGUUUUCCUGAUUUCGGAUUAAAAAAGAGUUUUAAGUCUACAUUAACAGUCCAAAACUGUUCUCCCCAGUGUCUUGAUUUGGGGGUCAAAUGAGUGCGAUGAAACGGUCCGGAUUUACAGAUUUAGGGUCUGAUGAACACCUGAGUGACCUGAAACCAUCAUGUUUGGGCCACAUGUAGAUGCAGUUUGAGGUGGUUUUCAAAAACUCCUGUUUUUAAUAAAAAGAUCUGUUUUGCGUCUAAGAUAAUGCACAGCUCUGAUGGUUUAUUUGAUGGAUGGACACUCUUCAUCUUCAACAUGACUGAAAUGAUUUCUCAUAAAUCUGAAACCUCCAUGAUUUUGUCUUUUCAGUGUCUGAGCCGCAGCACGGCGGUUGAAAUCGUCAACAGCAGUAAAGUCCUGCAGGCUGAGACCAAGAUGCUGCUGGAUGGAAAACUACUGGUACGGUCCUUCACUUUCACCCUCGUCCUCUCUCUCUCUCUCUCUCUGUUGUCUUUGUCCCCUCCUCUGCUCUCUCUCUUUUGAAGCUUCAACGUCUCAAAUUUCAGUUUUGUUGCCGUCCAGGUUCAUCCUCUGUUUGCUUUACGUUUGUUUACCUUGACUCACUAAAGAGUCCAGCUACAGAGCUCACAAACUCGUCUUCCUGCUCCGCUUUGCUUAAUGUUUACAUCCCCGUUUAGACGAAUUAGGCGAAACUUUCUCUGAUUGUAUCUGCAGGAUUUCACAGACACCCUGUGAUGAAGUCCAGGUGGUGAUUUCUCUUCUCUUGUUGUUCCUGAAACGAGCGAGAUAAGACUAAACGGAGCAGACAGAGAAGAAUGAGCCACAAACAGGAUUUAUUCACACGAUAUGCUAAUCACCUUCAGUUUGUUUGCCGAACAGGUGAACAGAUGUUUCGCUUUGACAAAUCUGUGAAUUUGCAUAACCUUCACGAGGAAUCAGAACGUACACAAACCUCAGAUGGUGGAGGAGCGGAGCAGAUGUUUCAGGUUGACAAAGGGAGGAUGUACAUCUUCAUUAAAGCUUCAUUUACAGAAGCUGCAGUCCUCCUUCUGUCUGAAACUCUCCGAGCGAAUGAAAGAAAACAGAGUCAGGGUCGAUAGAAAGUCUAAAAACCUCGAGUGAGACCUUUUCUUCAUCCUCUACAGUCGGAGUGUCCAGAGGAAGAGGAGCUGCGGUCGACUCUGAACAGCCUCAGCGCUGAGCUCCACAAACUGGACGACAUCCACUGGAUCUGCCCGCUGAUGCAGUGCUCUGAAGAGGUACGAGGAGGGAAAUGUAGUUUUUGGUUUAUGAGUCUGACAGGGAACUUGUUUUGUCGUUCAAAUUUGUGCUUCUGCUUUUCUUGUCAAGUGUAUUUAUAGCAGAAUUGGAAACAAAAGGUAGGUAGGUAGAAUUUAACAAAAUAGAAAAAGUACAGAGUGAAAAACUAAAAAAAGUCAGUGAAAGGAUGAAUCAAUCAACCAGACCUUUCUGAAACUUUUUUACCUUUUCACCCGACCUUCACCUGUACUCAACAAGACAAAAUGGCCGUCUCCAGUUACCUUCCUGUCGAACUUCUAGUCAUCAGUCUAAUAUCACUUUUAGAGAACCGGAAAUAUGGAAUAAUCUGGAUGCACCUCUAAAAUCAAUAUCAUCCUUUAACUCCUUUAAAAUAUCAUUAAAAUCUCACCUGAUCAUUAUCGGUUAUCAUGUUUCUUUCCUUUUUUAUGAAUACUUAUAUUGUCUCUAUCACUGUUUGAUGAUCAGUCUGUGUUCUAUUUAUGGCAAUUUGUAUCUGUUUGACCUUUCCCUAAUCAUCGUAUAUUUAUAACCUGUCUAUGUCCGAGUAAAAAAUAAAUACAAAUAAAUACAAAUACAAAAAAAGCGUUAAAAUAAGGAUAAAAGCAGAUAAAUUAGAUCAAAACAAUAAUUAAUAAAAGCCUUAAGAGAGAUAAAAGCAACAAUGAACAAAAUGAUUUUAUUUAAAAGAUCAAAGUUGUUAAAAAAAGAUGAAAGUGAUUAAAAGAGAUAAAAGUAUUUAAAUAGAUAAAAGUGAUUGAAGAAAAUAAAAAUAUUUAUAAAAGUGAUUAAAAGAGAUCAAAGUAAUUUAAAAAAGAUCAAGGCAGAAUCAAAUAAAAUUCUUAAAGAAGUUCAAAGAAACUGAUUAUUGUGGAAAUAAAGUAAACAAAAGACUUAAUAAAAAAAAUUCAGGAUCACACUGAAGAAAAAGCUGUUUAAAAAAAAAAAAAAAUUCUCUGAGGAAAUUCCUACUUGUGUCAGUUUUUGCGCCCCCCUGUGGACAAAGUUGUCCCUUUUCAAGUAUUCAUCCUUUUUAUGUUUCUGACAAUAAAAAUCUAGUUCUGCUUUUUCUGGAUUUUUGAUUUGGAAAAUUUCAAUCAUUAAAAAAAAAUUAGGUGAAAAUGUUUUCCUUGCUGUGAAACUUUUGACUCCUGCCGCCUCCAUAUGACAUUUACAGAUAUCAAAUUAACACCAGAGAUUGUCAGCCUUGUUGUUGUUCGUCUUGUAUGGUUUGAUGGAGGUUGAUUUUUGUUUAUUUCAGUCUGUUUUAUCACUUAGUGUAGCUUUAAAAAAAGGACAAAUAUUCUACCUCACUGAGGAACUUUUACUGAAUUUUGUCUCUUCUUGAAGCUUCAUUUUUGUUAGCAAAUGUGUAAAUGGAAACACAGAAGCAACAACAGUCUGGUUUGGAGAUCUGGUCCAGGUCUGAUCGGUGCUUCUGUCUCUCGUUUAGGACUCAGUCAGGAGCAGCAGUAAGAGCAGCAGCAGCAGCAGCAGCAUGAAGCUGAAGAUCAUUCCUAAAGUGAAGAAGGAGAGAGAGAAGCUCCACAAGCAGAAGUCCAACAGCUCUCUCUCAGGUAAGAAGGUGUCUCAGCUUUCAGUGUUUGACUCUAUAAUCGAAAACCACGAGCCCUGCUGCCGCGGCGACGAUCCACCUGACCAUAAAGUUCAGAAACAUAAACAGCAGCCGGUCUUUAAUAAAUCAGUCUGAAGGAUCUUUGAAGGUCUCGUGGUCCCGGAGGAGAGCGGCUCACAAAAACACAAAUACUCUCUCUAAAUCUGCUUUAAUGGACUCUGUCGAGGUUCAGGUGUCGCUCCAUAAAGGUUUUUACUCACUAAACUUUUCACCGUUUUCCUUUUGUGUUGUUUCACGUCUCCUGCAGGAACCUGGGAUGUCAAAGGUGGGGCGGGCGAGGCGGACUCCCCCGGGAACUGAAGUCCUGAGCGGGGGUGCUUUUCUUUCAGCCCCUUGUCACUUUAACAAACAGGCGUGAGAAGCUGAGCGCGAUCGCCACGUCCUGAGAGGCGUGAGAGGACGAAAAGGAAGAACAUCUCCACGACUUUGACGCCAUUUCCUCCACGUUCGAGGUCUUUACCCCCUCUCUCUUUCUCUCUCUUACUCUCUCUCUCUCUCUCUCUCUCUCUCUCUCUCUCUCGGAGGACGAUGAAGGUGUUCCUUUAAUUUUUCAGAUUUCACAUGUUUUGAAGGGGCCUGGCUUUGCAUCGCAUCGCUUCACCAUCGGCGUUCUGCUUUUGGUUUGUUUACCCGCUUGAGUUAGGAUGUUGUCGGGGUAGGCAGCGAAUCAAAGAAGGGACGGAAGAAAAAGUUCUUCCACUUUUUUUUCUUUUUUCUUUUCGUUUGUUUGUUUUUUUUCGACGAAGAAUUGUGUUUACGUGGUGCUCUCUUUGCAUGUCGAGCGCCGCCGUCUUCUUUUCUAUCUAUCAUACGUUGUUACGACUCUUUAAUCCUCUUCUUUGAAUCCUUUUCUUCUUAACUUGCAGCCUUUAGACUUUGAUUUUUUGUUUUUUCUCCGAACUUUGGGAGAGUAUUUAUUUCUUGUUGCUACUGCCAUGGGAACUCGAACGGCAACAAGUCUUGAAAAACGAUCAAACUGAAACAUCUCAACCUUAUCGUCUACUGAACUUUUGGAAAUAUCUUAAAUGUUGCAAAAAAUACUCUGAGGAAUGUACUUGUGUGGACUUGUAUUAUUUACCUGUGAAUAAUGUUCAUCAUAUAAGAUUUCACAAAGGUUCUAUCGUCGUGGUUUAAAGUGGUUCUUCAGUAGGCUGUUGUCCGACUUGUGCUAACUGAGGCUAUGCAGCCGCACUGCGAAGAAAAAAAAAAAUCGUCUUUUUUUACGAGGAGUCGUUUUGUCUAGAAGUGUGAAAAACUGCAGGAUUUAACAUUUAAGAUUUGACGUAUUUAAAGAUGAAUUUUGAGGACAAAAUGACUCCGAUUUUUCGCAGUGUAAGGUGAAGGUGUUUACUGAAGGAGGAAGCAUCAACCAAAACGUUACAGCUACUCAGUAUAUUAGUCCUACUUUGCCAUACUGCUGAUUGUAUAUGUAAUAUAAGAAUAAGAGUCAGUGGAUAUUUAAGUUUGCCUUGUCUGUGGUUAAAAGCUAUUCUAUUAUUAUUAUUAUUAUUAUUAUAGUUAUUAUUCUAUCAUGAUUGCAAAAAUAUAUCUAUUUUUUUGUAUUUCUUAUUUUCUGAACGCUGAUCUGCUUUGCUGCUUCCCCCUUUGACAAACUCCUUGGCCACUGUGCAUAUAAUCAACGCCAGUUAAAGCUGUUCUGUGUCCCUGCAUGCAAACUUAGAUCUACUUCGCCUCACAGAGACGACAGAGGUCGGUCGCCUCAGAACGACAGGUUUUAGCCAAAUUCUUCACAGAGUUAAAAAGGAUUUUAACGGCUUUCCACGCCUCGGUUUUUACGUCUCAGUUACAUCGCUGAUUUAUCCAAACUCUAAAGGAAUCCAAAAAAAAUUUCACAACUUCAUAUUUGUGAUUUUAGUCUGAAACAAAUUAGGUACAAGAAUCGUCCUUAAAUACAUGUUUUGUAAAACUGGGAAGUUUACGAAAAUUUCACAAAAGUUAACGAUUUCUGUAAGAAAAUUCUAUCCUAGUUUCAAGAUAGUUUUUACAUGAAAUCUUUUACAAUUCAGGGUAGUUACUAAUUUGCUGUUUUUCUGUAAGAUGAAAAAAAAAUAUGUAGUUUAAAAUCUUUUAUCUUUUGGAGAACGAGUUUACCAGAAAGAUCCUCCGGUAAUGACGAAAAAUGUGGAAGAAUUCAGAAACAGUGUCUAUAAAAAGCUCCUUGUUUGUUUUACAAACUACUUUUUUGGUUAAAAUGUUCAAUAUAAACAUUCAGCCGGGUAAAAAAAAAAAGAAAAAAAUUCUGAGUUGUGUUUCAGAAGCUUAAACUGGAUUGUCAUGAGUCGUGUUAGCUAAAAUAGUUAGCUAGCUUAAUCAGUAAUAAGGCAAACUGAAGUGAAAGAAAUAAAUUUUUCCCAGUUGAUUUUCCAACAAAUAUUGAUAAUUGAAACUUUAAUUUCUUAAAUUUUUAUGGCAAUUUUUUUUUUUUAAUAUGUAAAAAUGAAGCAUUUUUUGCUUAACACAGUUAGUUUUUUGUAUUUUUGCAAGGCCUUUUUUUAAUUAACCUUUAAUUCAACAGGAGUAAAAUUUUGUGAAAUUAAAAAUCUCUUUUUUUAAUAGUAUCUUAUCCUGAUUCUGACAAAGAGCAGCUGCACAUACACAAAAUUCAAAAAUAUUGUUUACUAAGCUUCUAGAUCUUAGUUGUAAGCAAACGUUAGCUGGACAAGCUAGCCAGCUAAACUGAUAAAAUUUAGUGUUUUAGUCUUACAACUGAUAUACAACAAAUACUCUAUUCCUAAACUUGUCAGAGCGUUUUUUUUUUUACAUUUUCCAAAUUAAGUAAAAGUUACGUUGACAAAGACUGAACAUGAGCUAGCUUAGAAUAAAAGCUACAUUACGUUACGUAGUUAUAAGUAUAGUUUGUUGUGAAAAAAACUCUAAUUUAGAAGUGGAAUGAAGGGAUAAGAUAGUGCCAAAUUAAAGGAUCAUUGCAGUGUUUUUUUCUGUUCGUGGAAAGGUUUAGCUCUUUUUCCCGCCAAAUUUACCCAUGCUAACCCCUGACGUGCUGUGAGGCGUCGUAGAUGUUCAGCUCUGGUAGGAUUGUGCUACUGUAUCCAUAGUGUGCCGGCUUAAUGCUCUACACCUUAGAGGCUUUAGUGGUGUCGUGCCAAGUUUGUACUGAGUUCAGUGGGUUAUGAGACAUACAAGGUAUGCGUGUGAGAGUGCGUUAGCUUCAGAUGCGAAUGUUGUUGUAUGUCGUACAUUUCAAAGUUUACUGUAUCUUGCCUUGCACUUUACGAAAACGCAAACUUAAUGGGGAAAAAAAGACAUUUGUGUGCAUGUGUGCGUGUGUGUUUAAGAUUUUGAGUGUUUUUUAAAUUAAUUUGAUGAAAAAUCUUUUAUUUAUGAUAAAUGUAUACAGACAAAAGUGUGUUGAUACGAUGUAAUAUAUCUAACCAAACGUUAAUGAAUGAUAACUAUAUAAAGAUGUAUACACAAAUGUUUAUUACAUCAGUGGUUGUACAAUAACUCCAACAGCAGCUUGAGAUUUCCGAUUUAAUGCCAAUGUUAUGACUGUGAUUUAAUGUCAUUCCACUGCCACAGCAAUGUCAUAGAAGUGUCUUUCCAAUGUAACACCAACCGGUAUUGAAAUACUGUUCAAAGUGUCAUGAAUAUUUAAACUACUCCAACUUUAAGCCAAAGUCAAUGGAUUCUCCAGUGUUGUCACAGACUACUGAUGAAUUGUUUACACAGAAAAAAGAUGUCAUACUCAGCCUAUGUUUAGCCAAUAUUUGGGUGAACAUUUGUGUAUAUUUUUGAGAUUGUAACAUCUACUUUAGACAGUCGAACUUGUGCUUUACUCGCCAUUCACCGUGCUGAAACUGAACGCGAGUGACGUCGACUUGGAGAACACGUUCAUGGAAGUCCUUUUUUUGGAAUUUGAGAAACCUUGCCUGUGUUUUUACUCUCUUUAAAGUUAAGAGGUUUUUUGGUUGUAUUUUUACGCAUCAUCAUUUGUCACUUUUAGAAUAUUUUUUCCGGAUGAUGUUAUUUUCUUUUUAUCGAACAGCGUAACAUUUGCUUUUGACUGAAACUCUUCCAAGGUGGAGCUGAAAAGAGAAAAAAAAAACGUACCAACUACUAACCCACAAACGACAAACACUCCACCAUGUUUGUGCAACAGUUCGUCAUAGAAAAUAUUUGUGAACGCACCCCUUGAUCCGAACAGCCUACAUAUACGAGACUGUGUGCGCAAUGCUGGAAGCCAGACUAGAUGUUGCACGACUCUGUACGUCGCGAGGUGUUUUAUUGUGUUAUUGUGUGCAGUGUGUAACAAAGACAAAGUCAGCGCAAACUCUUGGAGAUUAAAUGAAUUAUUGAAGUGUGAA
Messenger RNA from Xyrichtys novacula (pearly razorfish), 80691 nucleotides. The record is from the annotation of a GenBank genome assembly. Lineage: Eukaryota; Metazoa; Chordata; Actinopteri; Labriformes; Labridae.